Molecule: messenger RNA, 50729 nt
Organism: Coregonus sp. 'balchen'
Lineage: Eukaryota; Metazoa; Chordata; Actinopteri; Salmoniformes; Salmonidae
Source: the annotation of a GenBank genome assembly
AUGAAGCUCAUCUCCUCUCACUGCCAUUGGCCCAGUGGAUCUCAACACUUCCAGAGCCCAGUGGAGACACCCCCUGUUAGGAUGAAGGGUGCAAUGGUGAUUAAUUUGGUAUCGUGUGAUAUCUGAUUGGAUUGACUAGAUUGGAGUGGUCAGGGCAUAGGGUGACAGGGAAUGCAGUUGAGAUGUAUACACCUCCGCAUCUCACUUCCCAUCAACCUGAGGUCCUAUUUUGUGCCUCGUGGUAACAGAACAGGGCCGAACCCAAUCUCCCGAGGCAUCCAACCAGAAUAAAAUAUAUGUGUGUUUAAAGGUUGGAGGGAAGACAAAUCGAAUAUACGCAAGGCUCGUACCGCUGAGUAAGUUACAUGUCCUGUGGUAUGACUCCUCGGCCUCCCACGACAGAGACUGAAUUUUGGAGUGAAUUACGGUCCGCUGCUUUCGGGAUCCAAGUUCCCAUUCCUGCCGCAGACGCCCGGACGAGCCCCCAGAAAAUGGCCUACAUCGUAGGGAUAAGGUUGUGGCCAGAACAAAAAGAUGUCACUGCAGUAGAUCCACCACACACGUGUGGAUGCACCCUACCCUUCCCUCCCGUUUUGACCCAGCCCCCCCCCUUCCUAUCGAGGUAAAGAUUGUGAUGGAUAGAACCUGAAGCCAUGGCACAGCUCGCUAGCUCAACUCACCCUAGGCCGCCUUUUCAAAACACUCUGCAUCUGCCACCACCCAGCGCAUAAGAUGCCUUUGUAGCACGGAGGCCAGAGACAGCCACACACACACACUGCUCUACGGCGCACUGCUCCACAGUCAUGCCAUCCCCCUGAUGUAUACACAACGGCUCAUCAGGCAAGAAAAUCGAAAGAACGCCUCUCCCCAGUCUCAGGGUAGCGUGUCGACUGUUAUUGUAGAGCAGCCCCUUAAUGAUCAGCAUCUGUUCUCCCUUCUCUCCUGUGCUCCGCGCACCCGUUAAACAAGCCUUAGUGUGUCACUUCCUACCAAGUAUCCCUUGCUAUAACGGAGGCUAUAGAAAAUCCCUGCUGGAUGCUUCAGCCUCUUACCCUGCCCCCCGUGGAGAAUAAUACUGCUGACUCGGAUCGAAGUUUGAUUUAGAGGAAGUGCUCGUUUGUGUGAAAAAAUGUCUGUGUUGCAAUAAUUUGACACUUUUCUCAUAGAUUAUUUUGGGGGAGGUGCUGGAUCACAUUGCGAUACAUGUAACUACUUUACUUGAUAACAACAAAUAUAACUAUAAUUUUUUGCAUGUUUUAAUGGACAGUGACUUAACAUUAACGGCAGGGCUCUAGACAGUUUUUUUUCCCCCAGUGCCAAGUAAGACAACUGAGACAUAUUUUGUGCAUAGGCCUAUUGGCCUAUAGACUAUAUUAUUCACCACCUGAGGAAGUGGGAACUAAAACACUUAGCUAGAUUGCUAACUCUAAAUAUGAUAUUGUUGAUAAAUAGCCAUGUAGGCUAAUUGAUUAAUCUAUCAGUAAAUGUAGGCUAGAGUCAUAUAGCGUUAGGCCUAGGCUGUGUCAAAGCCAGCCUACUCCGGUUGUAAAGUGUUGACAUUAACUUAAUGUUAAGAUGUGAGAAAUACUGUAUUUAUCUCCACAAUAGCAUUUUGAGCAACGGUCAUAUAGGCCUAUGCUUGAGCUUCUCAAUGCAUCUCUCCCUCCUCCGUGUCACAGUGGGGAGUGGAAGUGAGAGUCAGCAGCCGAUAGCCAAACAGGGACAGGCAGAUAGUUUCAUAGCAGGAAUCAACAUAAUGCAUAGGCUAUUGCUGUUGACCAAAUAAUGGUUUUAGAACUAUCUACAGGAACGCUGUGUAGCUAAAUCACAGAAAAUUACAGACGUAAGCAAAAUGCUUCGGUAAGAGGAAGGCAAUGUCUGUGUCGGUAAUUUUUGGAUUUUUGUCCCAGCUCUAAUACUGUGUGCUUCCAGUAAGAAAACAGUGAGAGGCGCAUUCUCUAGCUGUGACUCACUGAUAUUGUCCUUGAGGACUGUUGUGUAAGCACAGGCCUUUGAAAUUGCACAUGCACACACACACAUUUUGAGUGAUUGAAUAUCUGCUCUACAAAACUGACAUCCUCAGGAAACACCAUGUAAAUACAAUUUGCUGUCAUGUUCAUCACAGCUGAAGGCUAUUGAGAAGAAAAACAGUCUCUUUUUUUUUUCUCUCCCUAUUUUACCAGGUAAGUUGACUGAGAACACAUUCUCAUUUACAGCAAUGACCUCGGGAAUGGUUACAGGGGAGAGGAAGGGGGAUGAAUGAGCCAAUUGGAAGCUGGGGAUGAUUAGUUGGCUAUGAUGGUAUGAGGGCCAGAUUGGGAAUUUAGCCAGGACACCGCGGUUAACACCCCUACUCUUACGAUAAGUGCCAUGGGAUCUUUAGUGACCAGAGAGUCAGGACACCCAUUUAACGUCCCGUCCGAAAGACGGCACUGUACACAGGGCAAUGUCCCCAAUCACUGCCCUGGGACAUUGGGAUAUUUUAUUUUAGACCAGAGGAAAGAGUGCGUCCUACUGGCCUUCCAACACCACGUCCAGCAGCAUCUGGUCUCUCAUCCAGGGCCCAACCAGAACCAACUUAGCUUCAGAGGCAAGCCAGCAGUAGGAUGCAGUGUGGUAUACUACUGGCCAAUAGCUAUAGCUUUAGAGAAAUGUAUUUCUACUUUUUAGUGUUACUAUUCUUAAGUGUUACCUGUGUGAUCAAAGUCGACUCCGGAAACGUCAAGUUCCCCCCUGAUGGUUCUACGAAUCCAGCAGGGACCAGCAGUCAGUUUAAAGCUGGGUACUGGCUUCUUUUACAUUUUUUUUUUUUAACAAAGCCUUGUUUUAAAGGAAAACUCCACCCCAAAAAACUAUCUUCUGGUAUUUGUUUCAUUAGUCUAUUGUUGACAUAGUCCCAAAAUGUUUUGCAUGUCAGCGAUCAAGUUUGAUGUAGUUUGCAUCAUAUGAUGCUGCGUUUUGCCAGCUGUAUUUCUGUAUUUUGAAAGUUCUAUAUCUUGAAAAUGGAAUUUGCUGUGUUAUUGAUGGGGGCAUAACUGAUUGAUGAGGACAAUAAUGGUGCCAUAAGGGAACUUUAUGAUAAGCGCAAAGGCCUGCAUGCUUUUGGAUUAUGGUUUGCUGUGGAUUUCACCUUUCAUGGUUGCUGUGGCAUCAUAGUUGCUCAUUAUUUACUGUAAAUACAGGUAUUUGUCAUUACCAGGGUACUUUUUUAAUCCUGGGAACUGUCUGGGAAUGUACCCUUCUCAGCGAAGAGCAAUUUCUCAUGCAAGAAUUUUGCUAGGACUGUCUGGGAGAGGUCUGAGUGAGGGGCCAAAUUUGACGAGCUGUUAUUGGCAGAGAGGUUUGAAACUCUCGUUCUUAUUGGUCUAUUAUCUUAUGCCGCCUGGUGAUGUCGCCAGGCAGACCAAAACUACAUUCCAUCAAAACAGGCUGGAAUUUCAGGCAGUCUUUUCAAACAGCUCGACACUAAAAGGGCAUUCUCAUCAUUUUCACAAUUUCACAGAAUUAUUGUGUGGAAAUAUACACUGAGUAUACCAAACAUUAGGAAUACCUUCCUAAUAUUGAGUUGCACUCCCCCCCUCCCUUUUGCCCUCAGAACUGCGUCAAUUCGUCAAGGAAUGGACUCUACAAGGUGUCGAAAGCGUUCCACGGGGAAGCAGGCCCAUGUUGACUCCAAUGCUUCCCACAGUUGUGUCAAGUUAACUGGAUGUCUUUUGGGUGGUGGACCAUUUUUGAUGCACACGAGAAACUGUUGAGCGUGAAAAACCCAGCAGCAUUGCAGUUCUUGACACAAACCGGUGCGCCUGGCACCUACUACCAAACACCAUUCAAAGGCACUUAAAUAAUUUGUCUUGCCCAUUCACCCUCUGAAUGGUACACAUGCACAAUCCAUGCCUCAAUGCUUCAAAAUCCUUUGUUAACCUGUCUCCUCCCCUUCAUCUACACUAAUCGAAGUGGAUUUAACAAGUGACAUCAAUAAGGGAUCAUAGCUUUCACCUGGAUUCACCUGGUCAGUCUGUCAUGGAAAUAGCAGGUGUUCUUAAUCUUUUGUAUACUCAGGGUUUAUACACAACACAGGAACAUCUAGUUUUUGACUGCACUGGGCCUUUAAUAGAUUACCCAUAGUGCCUUUCACAGCCAUCUGUGGCCCUUUCCGUAGCUCAAUUUGUUACCUUGCCAAAACACAUUGGUGACACAUUUUCAUGCCAUUUCCACAUUACCACCUGUGGUCCUAUCUGUGACAGCUAGGUCAUUUUGUGGAGAGGUCGAUGGUGUCCUACCAAAAGGCAGUUUCAUCUUGUUUUGAGUUUAUUAGUGAAGAUAUAGUUGAGUGUAAUUUUAGUUAUCAAUAACUCAAAAAUACCCUUAUAUCUUAUCAUAUUCUCAGAUGGUAAUCAUAUUGUCAACACUGGGACAGUCAUUUUGGCCAGUGAUUUUAUUUGAUUCAAUACAGAAUGUAGUGUAGUUAUAAUGUUACAACAUAAAUACCCUCAAGAAUUAUAUUAAAUUCCAUUAAUCUCAUCUGGGGAUUUUGGUUGUGAGCAACAGUUGCGCCUAUUCCUUCCUAAUGUUCAUACCAUUUUUCGUUUGCGCCUCGUCUCAUGUUGGUGGAGCACCUUCUACUCCUACCCAGUAAUCUCAUCUAAUGCAUUUCUUAUUUUGUACCCUUUCCCAGAAUACAGACCCGGUCCAUGACAUGCUGUUGGACGUGAUCACGUGGGUUGGCAUCCUGCUCUCUCUGGUCUGCCUGCUCAUCAGCUUGUUCACCUUCUGCUUCUUCCGGGGUCUCCAGAGCGACCGCAACACCAUCCACAAGAACCUCUGCAUCAGCCUCUUCAUAGCAGAGUCCCUCUUCCUGGUGGGGAUCAACCGAGCUGACCAACCGGUAAGAACAUUCCCAAGCCGGACAAAUUAUGCGCAGAAAACACAGCCCACUCAAUGGUUUUCAAUGAGAGCAGUGUGUUAGUGGAGGGCCUAGGGUUGUGUCGCUUUGUCUGUCUGAAAAGUUGGUGCGGUUUCUACUUUUGAGCGAGUCUGGGGGGCUUCAUCUCAAUAGUCUAAAGUUGCUCCCCCUCGUCUUGUCUUCUUUAUCUGCACUAAUCUGAAAAUGCAGUGAAAGCAACGAGGCAGAAGUCUGUUUGGGAUUUAAGUCUGAUCUUUGAUCUAUCACCUGUCUCCCAAAUCAGUUCUCUGAUAAAGGACAGGAGGAGAGGGAGCCAAAUUGAACUAUUGAAAUGAAUCCAGGGUGUCAGAUCUAGUCCCUUUGGGGCCAAAGUGCCCAUGUGCUUUCAUUUCAAACUGGCGCUUAUUUGAUCUAUUAGUGUUACUGAUUGACUAGAAAGGCUACACACCUGGUUCAUCCGGUCUAAAUCAGACAUGGCACUGUGCUCUGUAUAUAAGGUCACCUGCCUAUCGUACUAUCAGUAACACCAAGUCCCACUGCAGUAACUAAGCAUUUGAUAGUGGGUCCACAGGUAACAGCUAGAGACAGUAGUUAAAGGUCCAAUGCAGCUGUUUUUAUCUCAAUAUCAAAUCAUUUCUGUGUAACAUUUAUGCACCUUACUGUGAUUAACAUGGUCGAAAACAGACAAAAAAUACACUAUAUAUACAAAAGUAUGUGGACACCCCUUCAAAUUUGUGGGUUCAGCUAUUUCAGCCACACCUGUUGUUGACAGGUGUAUACAAUUGAGCACACAGCCAUGCAAUCUCCAUAGACAAACAUUGGCAGUAGAAUGGCCUUACUGAAGAGCUCAGUGACUUUCAACGUGGCACCGUCAUUGGAUGCCAACUUUCCAACAAGUCAGUUCGUCAAAUUUCUGCCUUGCUAGAGCUGCCCUGGUCAACUGUACGGGCUGUUAUUGUGAAGUGGAAACGUCUAGGAAAAACAACGGCUCAGCCGCAAAGUGGUAGGCCACACAAGCUCACAGAACGGGACCGCCGAGUGCUGAAGCGCCUAGCACGUAAAAAUCGUCUGUCCUCGGUUGCAACACACACUACCAAGUUCCAAACUGCCUCUGGAAGCAACGUCAGCACAAUAAUUGUUUGUUAGGAGCUUCAUGAAAUGCGUUUCCAUGGCUGAGCAGCCACAUGCCUAAGAUCACCAUGUGCAAUGCAAAGCGUUGGCUGGAGUGGUGUAAAGCUCGCCGCCAUUGGACUCUGGAGCAGUGUAAACACGUUCUCUGGAGUGAUGAAUCACGCUUCACCAUCUGGCAGUCCGACGGACUAAUCUGGGUUUGGGAAGAUGCCAGGAGAACGCUACCUGCCCCAAUGCAUAGUGCCAAUUGUAAAGUUUGGUGGAGGAGGAUCUGGGGCUGUUUUUCAUGGUUCAGGCUAGGCCCCUUAGUUCCAGUGAAGGGAAAUAUUCUAGACGAUUCUGUGCUUCCAACUUUGUGGCAACAGUUUGGGGAAGGCCCUUUCCUGUUUCAGCAUGACAAUGCCCCUGUGCACAAAGUGAGGUCCAUAUAGAAAUGGUUUGUCGAGAUCGGUGUGGAAGAACUUGACUGGCUUGCGCAAAGCCCUGACCUCAACCCCAUCGAACGAUGAAUUGAAUUGGAACGCCGACUGCGAGCCAGGACUAAUCGCCCAACAUCAGUGCCCAAACUCACUAAUGCUCUUGUGGCUGAAUGGAAGCAAGUCCCUGCAGCAAUAUUCCGACAUCUAGUGGGAAGGCUUCCCAAAAGAGUGGAGGCUAUUAUAGCAGCAAAGGGGGGGACCAACUCCAUAUUAAUGCCCAUGAUUUUGGAAUGAGAUGUUUGACAUGUAUAUACAGUGAGGGAAAAAAGUAUUUGAUCCCCUGCUGAUUUUGUAAGUUUGCCCACUGACAAAGACAUGAUCAGUCUAAAAUUGUAAUGGUAGGUUUAAUUGAACAGUGAGAGACAGAAUAACAACAAAAAAAUCCAGAAAAACGCAUGUCAAAACUGUUAUAAAUUGAUUUGCAUUUUAAUGAGGGAAAUAAGUAUUUGACCCCUCUGCAAAACAUGACUUAGUACUUGGUGGCAAAACCCUUGUUGGCAAUCACAGAGGUCAGACGUCAAAAUCCUUUGUUAACCUGUCUCCUCCCCUUCAUCUACACUAAUCGAAGUGGAUUUAACAAGUGACAUCAAUAAGGGAUCAUAGCUUUCACCUGGAUUCACCUGGUCAGUCUGUCAUGGAAAGAGCAGGUGUUCUUAAUCUUUUGUAUACUCAGGGUUUAUACACAACACAGGAAAAUCUAGUUUUUGACUGCACUGGGCCUUUAAUAGAUUACCCAUAGUGCCUUUUACAGCCAUCUGUGGCCCUUUCCGUAGCUCAAUUUGUUACCUUGCCAAAACACAUUGGUGACACAUUUUCAUGCCAUCUUGUAGUUGGCCACCAGGUUUGCACACAUCUCAGGAGGGAUUUUGUCCCACUCAUCUUUGCAGAUCUUCUCCAACUCAUUAAGGUUUCAAGGCUGACGUUUGGCAACUCGAACCUUCAGCUCCCUCCACAGAUUUUCUAUGGGAUAAAGGUCUGGAGACUGGCUAGGCCACUCCAGGACCUUAAUGUGCUUCUUCUUGAGCCACUCCUUUGUUGCCUUGGCCGUGUGUUUUGGGUCAUUGUCAUGCUGGAAUACCCAUCCACGACCCAUUUUCAAUGCCCUGGCUGAGGGAAGGAGGUUCUCACCCAAGAUUUGACGGUACAUGGCCCCGUCCAUCGUCCCUUUGAUGCGGUGAAGUUGUCCUGUCCCCUUAGCAGAAAAACACCCCCAAAGCAUAAUGUUUCCACCUCCAUGUUUGACGGUGGGGAUGGUGUUCUUGGGGUCAUAGGCAGCAUUCCUCCUCCUCCAAACACGGCGAGUUGAGUUGAUGCCAAAGAGCUCGAUUUUGGUCUCAUCUGACCACAACACUUUCACCCAGUUCUCCUCUGAAUCAUUCAUAUGUUCAUUGGCAAACUUCAGACGGGCCUGUAUAUGUGCUUUCUUGAGCAGGGGGACCUUGCGGGCGCUGCAGGAUUUCAGUCCUUCACGGCGUAGUGUGUUACCAAUUGUUUUCUUGGUGACUAUGGUCCCAGCUGCCUUGAGAUCAUUGACAAUAUCCUCCCAUGUAGUUCUGGGCUGAUUCCUCACCGUUCUCAUGAUCAUUGCAACUCCACGAGGUGAGAUCUUGCAUGGAGCCCGAGGGAGAUUGACAGUUCUUUUGUGUUUCUUCCAUUUGGGAAUAAUCGCACCAACUGUUGUCACCUUCUCACCAAGCUGCUUGGCGAUGGUCUUGUAGCCCAUUCCAGCCUUGUGUAGGUCUACAAUCUUGUCCCUGACAUCCUUGGAGAGCUCUUUGGUCUUGGCCAUGGUGGAGAGUUUGGAAUCUGAUUGAUUGAUUACUUCUGUGGACAGGUGUCGUUUAUACAGGUAACAAGCUGAGAUUAGGAGCACUCCCUUUAAGAAUGUGCUCCUAAUCUCAGCUCAUUACCUGUAUAAAAGACACCUGGGAGCCAGAAAUCUUUCUGAUUGAGAGGGGGUCAAAUACUUAUUUCCCUCAUUAAAAUGCAAAUCAAUUUACAACAUUUUUGACAUGCGUUUUUCUGGAUUUUUUUUUUGUUAUUCUGUGUCUCACUGUUCAAAUAAACCUACCAUUAAAAUUAUAAACUGAACAAUUCUUUGUCAGUGGGCAAACGUACAAAAUCAGCAAGGGAUCAAAUACUUUUUUCCCUCACUGUAUGUCCGCAUACGUUUGGUCAUGUAGUGUAGCUUAUUAGCAAUGAGCAAUUUCUCAAACAAGAAUGUUGCUAGGACUGCCUUGGAGUGGGGAGGGGGAAACUGAAAACUAGCUGUUAUUGGCAGAGAGGUUUGGAACUUUUUCUUAUUGGUCUAUUAACUAAUUUAUCGCCUGGUGAUGUCACCAGGCAGGCCAAAACUCCAUUCCACCAAAACAUUCGAACCGCUCUUAUACUAAAAGGGCAUUAUCAUCAUUUUCACAAUUGCACAGUAUUAUUCCAACCUCAUAGUGUGGUAAUAUAUAUAUAAAACACAGGAAAAUCAUAUUUUUGACUGCGCUGGGCCUUUAGCCAGGUAUAAUUUUACAUUCCUUAUAUUUAAACUUUUGCUUCAAGGUUAUUCAGUUCACACACAAACCCUGGUAAAAACACAAUAAAAGGCUAGUACUAAACAAAUAUGGGCUUAGCCAAGAAUUUAGGAAAUGAGAAAAGCUCUUAACCCUGUUGAAUCGUUAUGCUCACGUCUUCCUAUUGCAGUAUAAUCUUAUCAGUUAAAUUGUUUUUAUUUCGCAGUCCUGACUUUACGCAGUACUUUAUGCCUGGAUCUUGUUAAAAAAGAUGUCUGAUACUUAAGCAUUCAGUGUGAGCUUCACCAAGGCUCUCAUUUCUUGAUGGCCAGUUACACUCGGGAAAGCAAUUCAGCAGUCCACUGGAACAUCAAGGUUUUAAUGGACACUUACUAGGGCAUCUGGGUAUUUGAAGGGCGAAAAGCUGAAGUAAAAGGCAUGUUGUACAAUGGAUCUAAAUUAUGUCUGUUAUCAUAAUUGGAAUAAGUGAACGUUGCAAACGGUUGAGUGUGUUUCCUCUAGAACAAAUAUAAAUCAAAUCAAAUCAAAUUUUAUUGGUCACAUGCGCCGAAUACAACAGGUGCAGACAUUACAGUGAAAUGCUUACUUACAGCCCUUAACCAACAGUGCAUUUAUUUUAAACAAAAAAAGUAAGAAUAAAACAACAACAAAAAAAAGUGUUGAGAAAAAAAGAGCAGAAGUAAAAUAAAGUGACAGUAGGGAGGCUUUAUAUACAGGGGGGUACCGUUGCAGAGUCAAUGUGCGGGGGCACUGGCUAGUUGAGGUAGUUGAGGUAAUAUGUACAUGUGGGUAGAGUUAAAGUGACUAUGCAUAAAUACUUAACAGAGUAGCAGCAGCGUAAAAAGGAUGGGGUGGGGGGGGGCAGUGCAAAUAGUCCGGGUAGCCAUGAUUAGCUGUUCAGGAGUCUUAUGGCUUGGGGGUAGAAGCUGUUGAGAAGUCUUUUGGACCUAGACUUGGCACUCCGGUACCGCUUGCCGUGCGGUAGCAGAGAGAACAGUCUAUGACUAGGGUGGCUGGAGUCUUUGACAAUUUUGAGGGCCUUCCUCUGACACCGCCUGGUAUAGAGGUCCUGAAUGGCAGGAAGCUUUGCCCCAGUGAUGUACUGGGCCGUACGCACUACCCUCUGUAGUGCCUUGCGGUCGGAGGCCAAGCAGUUGCCAUACCAGGCGGUGAUGCAACCAGUCAGGAUGCUCUCGAUGGUGCAGCUGUAGAAUUUUUUGAGGAUCUGAGGACCCAUGCCAAAUCUUUUUAGUCUCCUGAGGGGGAAUAGGCUUUGUCGUGCCCUCUUCACGACUGUCUUGGUGUGUUUGGACCAUGAUAGUUCGUUGGUGAUGUGGACACCAAGGAACUUGAAGCUCUCAACCUGUUCCACUACAGCCCCGUCGAUGAGAAUGGGGGCGUGCUCAGUCCUCUUUUUUUUCCUGUAGUCCACAAUCAUCUCCUUUGUCUUGGUCACGUUGAGGGAGAGGUUGUUGUCCUGGCACCACACGGCCAGAUCUCUGACCUCCUCCCUAUAGGCUGUCUCAUCGUUGUCGGUGAUCAGGCCUACCACUGUUGUGUCGUCGGCAAACUUAAUGAUGGUGUUGGAGUCGUGCCUGGCCAUGCAGUCAUGGGUGAACAGAGAGUACAGGAGGGGACUGAGCACGCACCCCUGAGGGGCCCCCGUGUUGAGGAUCAGUGUGGCAGAUGUGUUGUUACCUACCCUUACCACCUGGGGGCGGCCCUUAGUCUGUUCUAAUUUGGACACCUCAAGUGAACAUGAGAACAUAGAUUAUGCUAUAGAUUUGAAAGUGUUCUGUUUUGAAGCUGUAUGUAGCAAUGGUUAUGAGUAGCACAGUAAAGGUUCCUCAACUUGUUUUUGGAAUUUAUAGAACGGGUGGGUCUAAUCCUGAAUGCUCAUUGGUUAAAACCGCAUUCCAGCCGGUGUCUAUUCCACAAGUUACCACCGGCUGAAGCUAUGACAUUAAAAUGCCUGUUUACUCUGUUCCAUCUCACUGCGCAAUCAACUGUCUCAUCAGCCCAACCAGACAAUUUAUAAACUUGAUAUCCACUCUAAAAAGCAUUUAGACAUCAUCUCCCAUAUCUUUUAGAAUAGCAAUUGGUUUUCAAUAGCAGAGAUCUGUAUAAACCUUAACAUUUGCAACAUUGUUUCAGUAUUGAAAUUCGAUCUCCAGCUAUCCCAUAGUAAUGAACGUGUAAGGGUCGGGAUGAGACAGCCAGUCAAUCAUGAAUCAGCAUCAUUUUAUGGAUAUAUACAAAAAUGUCGAAAGAAAACAGGUAAAACGAAACGAAGUGUAGCUGGUUUGCAAUCUUUCCAGCUUCAUUUUGACAUUAUUGUGUUAUCUGUGUUACAUUUACAUUUACAUUUUAGUCAUUUAGCAGACGCUCUUAACCAGAGCGACUUACAGGAGCAAUUAGGGUUAAGUGCCUUGCUCAAGGGCACAUUAACGUCAUUUAGCAGACGCUCUUAGCCAGAGCGACUCACAAAUUGGUGCGUUCACCCUAUAGCCAGUGGGAUAACCACUUUACAAUUUGGGGGGGGGGGGGGGGGUUAGAAGGAAUACUUUAUCCUAUCCCAGGUAUUCCUUAAAGAGGUGGGGUUUCAAAUGUCUCCGGAAGGUGGUGAGUGACUCCGCUGUCCUGGCGUCGUGAGGGAGCUUGUUCCACCAUUGGGGUGCCAGAGCAGCGAACAGUUUUGACUGGGCUGAGCGGGAGCUGUGCUUCCGCAGAGGAAGGGGAGCCAGCAGGCCAGAGGUGGAUGAACGCAAUGUCCUCGUUUGGGUGUAGGGACUGAUCAGACCCUGAAGGUACAGAGGUGCCGUUCCCCUCACUGCUCCAUAGGCAAGCACCAUGGUCUUGUAGCGGAUGCGAGCUUCAACUGGAAGCCAGUGGAGUGUGCGGAGGAGGGGGGUGACGUGAGAGAACUUGGGAAGGUUGAACACCAGACGGGCUGCGGCAUUCUGGAUGAGUUGUAGGGGUUUAAUGGCACAGGCAGGGAGCCCAGCCAACAGCGAGUUGCAGUAGUCCAGACGGGAGAUGACAAGUGCCUGGACCAGGACCUGCGCCGCUUCCUGUGUAAGGCAGGGUCGCACUCUCCGAAUGUUGUAGAGCAUGAACCUGCAGGAGCGGGUCACCGCCUUGAUGUUGGCGGAGAACGACAGGGUGUUGUCCAGGGUCACGCCUAGGCUCUUCGCACUCUGGGAGGAGGACACAGCGGAGUUGUCAACCGUGAUGGCGAGAUCAUGGAACGGGCAGUCCUUCCCCGGGAGGAAGAGCAGCUCCGUCUUGCCGUGUUGUUGGCUAGCUCCUCUGAACAACAGUGUCGUGACGCGAGAGCACAUUUUCUAUGCCAGCUGAAAGCAUGCAUCAUUUGCUCAUUGUUAUGAACGUAUCCACAUAAAUGUCACUAGAAAACAGCUUAAGCAAAUGCAAAUGCAGCUACUGUUGUUAUUCUGGCUGCACUGUUUGACAUGACGGUAAGUUAGCCGUAGUUGGCUAGCUAGCAAGCAAGGGAUAAGAAUGUUGCCAGCCAGUAUGGCAAUGGAACAUUUAGAACGAACUACCAUAGAUACAGAACAAAAAGACUGAAUGACUGGUCACCGAACCGAUAGAACGAACGACCAGCUGGCUUGGGUAGCAACCCUAGAUUUGUAUCGGGACUAUAUCUUGUGGAAGGAUGAAAUAGUAUGAAUAAAUUCAUCAAAAUACAUUUUCUAAUUCAAAUAUGUAAGUCAUUAUUUGAAUAUGUUGGUUACCUGUUGUAUACAACAACACCCGUGCCAAUAUAUCCUCCAAACACCGGCUUCUCUGGCAUUAUCAAUUAAAUAAUGUAUAGAAUGUAUUGAUAUUAAUUAAUCACGUGUAUGAAGGAGAGAACUAUAGAAGGUGCUCAGCGUAGGUGGCACAAACACCUUUCAUUUACGUUUAAAAAAAUAAAUAAAUGUAUACAGUUGAAGUCGGAAGUUUACAUACACCUUAGCCAAAUACAUUUAAACUAAGUUUUUCACAAUUCCUGACAUUUAAUCCUAGUAAAAAUUCCCUGUUUUAGGUCAGUUAGGAUCACCACUUUAUUUUAAGAAUGUGAAAUGUCAGAAUAAUAGUAGAGAGAAUGAUUUAUUUCAGCUUUUAUUUAUUUCAUCACAUUCCCAGUGAGUCAAAAGUGUACAUACACUCAAUUAGUAUUUGGUAGCAUUGCCUUUAAAUUGUUUAACUUGGGUCAAACGUUUCGGGUAGACUUCCACAAGCUUCCCACAAUAAGUUGGGUGAAUUUUGGCCCAUUCAUCCUGACAGAGCUGGUGUAACGGAGUCAGGUUUGUAGGCCUCCUUGCUCGCACACGCCUUUUCAGUUCUGCCCACAAAUGUUCUAUAGGAUUGAGGUCAGGGCUUUGUGAUGGCCACUCCAAUACCUUGACUUUGUUGUCCUUAAGCCAUUUUGCCACAACUUUGGAAGUAUGCUUGGGGUCAUUGUCCAUUUAGAAGACCCAUUUGCGACCAAGCUUUAACUUCCUGACUGAUGUCUUGAGAUGUUGCUUCAAUAUAUCCAUAUAAUUUUCCUUCCUCAUGACGCCAUCUAUUCUGUGAAGUGCACCAGUCCCUCCUGCAGCAAAGCACCCCCACAGCAUGAUGCUGCUACCCCUGUGCUUCACGGUUGGUAUGGUGUUCUUUGGCUUGCAAGAACUCCCUUUUUCCUCAAAACAUAACGAUGAGGGCCAAUUAUGGGCCAUUAUGGCCAAACAGUUUUAUUUUUGUUUCAUCAGACCAGAGGACACUUCUCCAAAAAGUAAGAUCUUUGUCCCCAUGUGCAGUUGCAAACCGUAGUCUGGCUUUUUUAUGGCGGUUUUGGAGCAGUGGCUUCUUCCUUGCUGAGCGGCCUUUCAGGUUAUGUCGAUAUAGGACUUGUUUUACUAUGGAUAUAGAUACUUUUGUACCUGUUUCCUCCAGCAUCUUCACAAGGUCCUUUGCUGUUGUUCUGGGAUUGAUUUGCACUUUUCGCACCAAAGUACGUUCAUUUCUAGGAGACAGAAGCGGUAUGAUGACUGCGUGGUCCCAUGGUGUUUAUACUUGCGUACUAUUGUUUGUACAGAUGAACGUGGUGCCUUCAGAAGUUUGGUUGCGUGGUCCCAUGGUGUUUAUACUUGCGUACUAUUGUUUGUACAUAUGAACGUGGUGCCUUCAGAAGUUUGGUCCUCCCAAGGAUUAACCAGACUUGUGGAGGUCUACAAUUCUUUUUCUGAGGUCUUGGCUGAUUUCUUUUGAUUUCCCCAUGAUGUCAAGCAAAGAGGCACUGAGUUUGAAGGUAGGCCUUGAAAUACAUCCACAGGUACACCUCUAAUUGACUCAAAUGAUGUCAAUUAGCCUAUCAGAAGCUUCUAAAGCCAUGACAUCAUUUUCUGGAAUUGUCCAAGCUGUUUAAAGGCACAGUCAACUUAGGAAACUUCUGACAUACUGGAAUUGUGAUACAGUGAAUUAUAUGUGAAAUAAUCUGUCUGUAAACAAUUGCUGGAAAGAUUACUUGUAUCAUGCACAAAGUAGAUGUCCUAACCGACUUGCCAAAACUAUAGUUUGUUAACAAGAAAUUUGUGGAGUGGUUGAAAAACGAGUUUUAAUGACUCCAACCUAAGUGUAUGUAAACUUCCGACUUCAACUGUGUAUAAACUCAGCAAAAAAAAAAACGUCCUCUCACUGUCAACUGCGUUUAUUUUCAGCAAACUUAACAUGUGUAAAUAUUUGUAUGAACAUAACAAGAUUCAACAACUGAGACAUGAACUGAACAAGUUACACAGACAUGUGGCUAACAUAAAUGGAAUAAUGUGUCCCUGAACAAAGAAGGGGGUCAAAAUCAAAAGUAACAGUCAGUAUCUGGUGUGGCCCCCAGCUACGUUAAGUACUGCAUUGCAUCUCCUCCUCAUGGACUGCACCAGAUUUGCCAGUUCUUGCUGUGCGAUGUUACUCCACUCUUCCACCAAAGCACCUGCAAGUUCCCAGACAUCUUUGGGGGGAAUGGCCUUAGGCCUCACCCUCCGAUCCAACAGGUCCCAGACGUGCUCAAUGGGUUUGAGAUUUGUGCUCUUCGCUGGUCAUGGCAGAACAUUGACAUUCCUGUCUUGUAGGAAAUCACGCACAGAACGAGCAGUAUGGCUGGUGGCAUUGUCAUGCUGGAGGGUCAUGUCAGGAUGAGCCUGCAGGAAAGGUACCACAUGAGGGAGGAGGAUGUCUUCCCUGUAACGCACAGAGUUGAAAUUGCCUGCAAUGACAACAAGCUCAGUCCGAUGAUACUGUGACACAACGCCCUAGACCAUGACUGACCCUCCACCUCCAAAUCGAUCCCGCUCCAGAGUACAGGCCUCGGUGUAACACUUAUUCCUUCGACGAUAAACGGGAACCCGAACAUCACCCCUGGUGAGACAAAACCGCGACUCGUCAGUGAAGAGCACUUUUUGUCAGUCCUGUCUGGUCCAGCGACGGUGGGUUUGUGCCCAUAGGCGACGUUGUUGCCGGUGAUGUCUGUUGAGGACCUGCCUUACAACAGGCCUACAAGCCCUCAGUCCAGCCUCUCUCAGUCUACUGCAGACAGUCUGAGCACUGAUGGAGGGAUUGUGCGUUCCUGGUGUAACUCGGGCAGUUGUUGUUGCCGUCCUGUACCUGUCCCGCAGAUGUGAUGUUCGGAAGUACCGAUCCUGUGCAGGUGUUGUUACAUGUGGUCCUUUUUUUGCUGAGUUUAUAUAUAUAUAUAUAUAUAUAUAUAUAUAUAUAUAUAUAUAUAUAUAUAUAUAUAUAUAUAUAUAUAUAUAUAUAUAUAUAUAUAUAUAUAUACAUACAGUGGGGAGAACAACUAUUUGAUACACUGCCAAUUUUGCAGGUUUUCCUACUUACAAAGCAUGUAGAGGUCUGUAAUUUUAUCAUAGGUACACUUCAACUGUGAGAGACGGAAUCUAAAACAAAAAUCCAGAAAAUCACAUUGUAUGAUUUUUAAGUAAUUAAUUUGCAUUUUAUUGCAUGACAUAAGUAUUUGAUCACCUACCAACCAGUAAGAAUUCCGGCUCUCACAGACCUGUUAGUUUUUCUUUAAGAAGCCCUCCUGUUCUCCACUCAUUACCUGUAUUAACUGCACCUGUUUGAACUUGUUACCUGUAUAAAAGACACCUGUCCACACACUCAAUCAAACAGACUCCAACUGCUCCACAACAGCCAAGACCAGAGAGCUGUGUAAGGACAUCAGGGAUAAAAUUGUAGACCUGCACAAGGCUGGGAUGGGCUACAGGACAAUAGGCAAGCAGCUUGAUAAGAAGGCAACAACUGUUGGCGCAAUUAUUAGAAAAUGGAAGAAGUUCAAGAUGACGGUCAAUCACCCUCGGUCUGGGGCUCCAUGCAAGAUCUCACCUCGUGGGGCAUCAAUGAUCAUGAGGAAGGUGAGGGAUCAGCCCAGAACUACACGGCAGGACCUGGUCAAUGACCUGAAGAGAGCUGGGACCACAGUCUCAAAGAAAACCAUCAGUAACACACUACGCCGUCAUGGAUUAAAAUCCUGCAGCGCACGCAAGGUCCUCCUGCUCAAGCCAGCGCAUGUCCAGGCCCGUCUGAAGUUUGCCAAUGACCAUCUGGAUGAUCCAGAGGAGGAAUGGGAGAAGGUCAUGUGGUCUGAUGAGACAAAUAUAGAGCUUUUUGGUCUAACCUCCACUCGCUGUGUUUGGAGGAAGAAGAAGCAUGAGUACAACCCCAAGAACACCAUCCCAACCGUGAAGCAUGGAGGUGGAAACAUCAUUCUUUGGAGAUGCUUUUCUGCAAAGGGGACAGGACGACUGCACCGUAUUGAAGGGAGGAUGGAUGGGGCCAUAUAUCACGAGAUCUUGGCCAACAACCUCCUUCCCUCAGUAAGAGCAUUGAAGAUGGGUUGUGGCUGGGUCUUCCAGCAUGACAACGACCCAAAACACACAGCCAGGGCAACUAAGGAGUGGCUCCGUAAGAAGCAUCUCAAGGUCCUGGAGUGGCCUAGCCAGUCUCCAGACCUGAACCCAAUAGAAAAUCUUUGGAGGGAGCUGAAAGUCCGUAUUGCCCAGCGACAGCCCCGAUACCUGAAGGAUCUAGAGAAGGUCUGUAUGGAGGAGUGGGCCAAAAUCCCUGCUGCAGUGUGUGCAAACCUGGUCAAGACCUACAAGAAACGUAUGAUCUCUGUAAUUGCAAACAAAGGAUUCUGUACCAAAUAUUAAGUUCUGCUUUUCUGAUGUAUCAAAUACUUAUGUCAUGCAAUAAAAUGCAAAUUAAUUACUUAAAAAUCAUACAAUGUGAUUUUUGUUUUAGAUUCCGUCUCUCACAGUUGAAGUGUACCUAUGAUAAAAAGUACAGACCUCUACAUGCUUUGUAAGUAGGAAAACCUGCAAAAUCGGCAGUGUAUCAAAUACUUGUUCUCCCCACUGUAUACACACACUAUCGGUCAAAAGUUUUAGAACACCUACUCAUUCAAGGGUUUUCUUUAUUUUUACUAUGUUCUACAUUGUAAAAUAAUAGUGAAGACAUCAAAACUAUGAAAUAACACAUAGGGAAUCAUGUAGUAACCAAAAAAGUGUUAAACAAUUCAAAAUAUAUUUUAUAUUUGAGGUUCUUCAAAUAGCCACCCUUUGCCUUGAUGACAGCUGUGCACACUCUUGUAAUUCUCUCAACCAGCUUCACCUGGAAUGCUUUUCCAACCGUCUUGAAGGUGUUCCCACAUAUGCUGAGCACUUGUUGGCUGAUUCUUCUUCACUCUGCGGUUCAACUCAUCCCAAACCAUCUCAAUUGGGUUGAGGUCGGGGAAUUGUUGAGACCAGGUCAUCUGAUGCAGCACUCCAUCACUCUCCUUCUUGGUAAAAUAGCCCUUAAACUGGAGGUGUGUUGGGUCAUUGUCUUGUUGAAAACAAAUUAUAGUCCCAAUAAGCCCAAACCAGAUCGGAUGGCAUUUCGCUGAGGAAUGCUGUGGUUGCCAUGCUGGUUAAGUGUGCCUUGAAUUCUAAAUAAAUCACAGACAGUGUCACCAGCAAAGCACCCCCACACCAUAACACCUCCUCCUCCAUGCUUUACGGUGGGAACUACACAUGCAGAGAUCAUCAGUUCACCCACACCACGUCUCACAAAGACACGGCGGUUGGAACCGAAAAUCUGAAAUUUGGACUCGAGACCAAAGGACACCUUUCCACCGGUCUAAUGUCCAUUGCUCGUGUUUCUUGGCCCAAGCAGUUCUCUUCUUCUUAUUGGUGUCCUUUAGUAGUGGUUUAUUUGCAGCAAUUCGACCAUGAAGGCCUGAUUCACACAGUCCCCUCUGAACAGUUGAUGUUGAGAUGUGUCUGUUACUUGAACUCUGUGAAGCAUUUAUUUGGGCUGCAAUUUCUGAGGCUGGUAACUCUAAUGAACUUAUCCUCUGCAGCAGAGGUAACUCUGGGUCUUCCAUUCCUGUGGCGGUCCUCAUGAGAGCCAGUUUCAUCAUAGUGCUUGAUGGUUUUUGCGACUGCACUUGAAGAAUCUUUCAAAGUUCUUGACAUGUUCCUUAUUGAUUGACCUUCAUGUCAUAAAGUAAUGAUGUACUGUCGUUUCUCGUUGCUUAUUUGAGCUGUUCUUGCCAUAAUAUGGACUUGGUCUUUUACCAAAUAGGGCUAUCUUCGGUAUACCGCCCCUACCUUGUCACAACACAACUGAUUGGCUCAAAUGCAUUAAGAAGGAAAUAAAUUCCACAAAUUAUUUUUUAAGAAGGCACACCUGUUAAUUUUAAUGCAUUCCAAGUGAUUACCUCAUGAAGCUGGUUGAGAGAAUGUCAUAAGUGUGCAAAGCUGUCAUAAAGGAAAAGGGUGGCUAUUUGAAGAAUCUCAAAUAUAAAAUAUAUUUUGAUUUGUUUAACACUUUUUUGGUUACUACAUGAUUCCAUAUGUGUUAUUUCAUAGUUUUGAUGUUUUCACUAUUAUUCUACAAUGUAGAAAAUAAUAAAAUUUAAGAAAUACCCUGGAAUGAGUAGGUGUGUCCAAACUUUUGACUGGUACUGUAUUCGGAAAGUAUUCAGACCCCUUUACUUUUUCCACAUUUUGUUAUUUUACAGCCUUAUUCUAAAAUGGAUUAAAAAUAAUAAUAAUCCUCAUCAAUCUACACACAAUACUCCGUAAUGACAAAGCAAAAACAGGUUUUUAGAAAUUGUAGCAAAUCUAUAAAAAAAAAAGCAGACAUACCUUAUUUACAUAAGUAUUCAGAACCUUUGCUAUGAGACUCAAAAUUGAGCUCAGAUGCAUCCUGUUUCCAUUGAUCAUCCUUGAGAUGUUUCUACAACUUGAUUGGAGUCCACCUGUGGUAUAUUCAAUUGAUUGGACAUGAUUUGGAAAGCACACACCUGUCUAUAUAAGUCUCACUGUUGACAGUGCAUGUCAGAGCAAAAACCAAGCCAUGAGGUCGAAGGAAUUGUCCGUAGAGCUCCGAGACAGGAUUGUGUCGAGGCACAGACCUUGGGAAGGGUGCCAAAACAUUUCUGCAGCAUUGAAGGUCCCCAAGAAAACAGUGGCCUCCAUCAUUCUUAAAUGGAAAAGUUUGGAACCACCAAGACUCUUCCUAGAGCUGGCCGCCCUACCAAACUGAGCAAUUGGGGGAGAAGGGCCUUGGUCAGGGAGGUGACCAAGAACCCGAUGGUCACUCUGACAGAGCUCCAGAGUUCCUCUGUGGAGAUGGGAGAACCUUCCAGAAGGACAACCAUCUCUGCAGCACUCCACCAAUCAGGCCUUUAUGGUAGAGUGGCCAGACGGAAGCCACUCCUCAGUAAAAGGCACAUGAAAUACCGCUUGGAGUUUGUCAAAAGGCACCUAAAGACUCUCAGACCAUGAGAAACAAGAUUCUCUGGUCUGAUGAAACCAAGAUUGAAGUCUUUGGCCUGAAUGCCAAGCGUCACUUCUAGAGGAAACCUGUCACCAUCCCUACGGUGAAGCAUGGUGGUGGCAGCAUCAUGCUGAGGGGAUGUUUUUCAGUGGCAGGGACUGGGAGACUAGUCAGGAUCGAGGGAAAGAUGAACGGAGCAAUGUACAUAGAGAUCCUUGAUGAAAACCUGCUCUAGAGCUCUCAGGACCUCAGACUGGGGUGAAGGUUCACCUUCCAACAGGACAACGACCCUAAGCACACAGCCAAGACAAUGCAGGAUUGGCUUCGGGACAAGUCUCUGAAUGUCCGUGAGUGGCCCAGCCAGAGCCCGGAAUUAAACAUGAUUGAACAUCUCUGGAGAGACCUGAAAAUGUCUGUGCAGCGACGCUCCCCAUCCAACCUGACAGCGCUUGAGAGGAUCUGCAGAGAAGAAUGGGAGAAACUCCCCAAAUACAGGUGUGCCAAGCUUGUAGCGUCAUACCCAAGAAGACUCGAGGCUGUAAUAGUUUCCGAAUGCACUGUAUAUUUGUCUGUGUGUGUGUGUGUCAUAUAUAUAUAUAUAUAUAUAUAUAUAUAUAUAUAUAUAUAUAUAUAUAUAUACACACAAACACAAUGAUAGUUAACACCAUGGGAUACCUAUAGCCAACACUGACUUUGCUCUCUUCUAGUGUUUUCUCAGCAUCUCUCACAAAUAUUCCUUCAGCAAGUUCCCCCCAGUCCCCCUGGUUCUCCCAGUUCCACCCUGUUACUUCACCUGACACAGCUCAAGCUCCUAUGUUUCUAUCAAAUGACCACACACACACACACAACACGCUCCCCCUCACCCACUCCCUUUCCCCCCUUUCCACUACCUGCCUCUGCACUAAACCUCCCGUCACGAUGUAGAGCAGUAGACUGAUCUCUAAACGCUGCGGAUAAUCUGGAUUAGGCGAUCAAUAUGCCCCCCCACUGUUUUUAAUGGCUGCCGCUGGGUUGUAAAGAGCUGAGCUGUAGUAUGUACCUGGUAGAGCUCUGCACUCAGGGCACCGUCAUUAUCAACAGGGUGCAGUAGGGAGGGGGGUGAGAGGAGUUAGAGGAGUGAAAGUGUGUGUGUGUGUGUGUGUGUGAGGGAUGCAAUGGAAAGUAUGUUCCACAAUUAGUACAUUGACAGGCACAGAAAUACACACACACACCUGCUCUCAUGAAUGUGGACCGUACUCAACAGAUGAACGUUUUCAGAAUGUGCUUUUGCCCUCUACUCUUCCCUAUCAUAAGAUGUGAUGGUCUUGAUUCACUGGGCAAUUUAAAGAUCACUCUCUCCUUAUUGCAGUGAUGGCCACUGAACCUGAAAGUAAUUUAAUUGAAACCAAUUUCAAUGACCGUUCAACAAAGUACCUCGCGUGUGACCAAUUGCUCCAAUAAUCUGAUCAAUUACAGUCGUUGCAAGUACACUGUGUGUGUGUGUGUGUGUGUGUGUGUGUGUGUGUGUGUGUGUGUGUGUGUGUGUGUGUGUGUGUGCAUGCGCAGUGUUGGCUAUCCUGUCCUUGUUUAUCUAUGUUCUAUUACCUUGUCAAAUGCAUGAGACUGACAUUUCGGCACUAAAGGGCUUUUUAAUAAUAGAAAAUAAAAUUCAAGGAAAUGUUUUAACAAUAUGAAUAUAAUCAUGAGAGAGUAACACCUGUCCUCCAUAUUGUUCUUGGAUUUUUUUCUGCACAUCGACACGUAUUCUGUCAGUCUUUAAGCCAAACACAUUGAUCUGUGACCUGUACUGUCUCCCCUCCCCUCCUCAGAUUGCCUGUGCUGUGUUUGCCGCCCUGCUCCACUUCUUCUUCCUGGCUGCCUUCACCUGGAUGUUCCUGGAGGGCGUGCAGCUCUACAUUAUGCUGGUGGAGGUGUUUGAGAGCGAGCACUCGCGCAAACGCUACUUUUACCUGGUGGGCUACGGCGUGCCCGCGCUCAUUGUGGCUGUGUCGGCCGCCGUGGACUACCGGAGCUACGGCACGGAUCGAGUGUGAGUACCCCAUCGUUAGAAGCUCGCUGUAGCAACCCUGUCGUUAGAACCAUGUCAUGCCCUCCAUUAACCCAUUCACUUCUAAGGUCUAGAUUCUAAAGCAGUGUUACUCAAACCUCUACGCAAGCACCGUGUGUUCCUCUAUUUUAUAUUGUCCAGUACUGGCACACCUGAUUCAAAUGUCAACCAAUCAGCAAGCCCUUGAUUUGUCGAAUCUGGUGUGCUUGGAUUCUAAUUGAACAAAUAUGUGAAACGACAGGGGGUCCUUAGGACCAGUUUGGGAAACACUUCUAGACAAGCUCUUACUUGGAGACAAGGCUGCUGAUUGCAUAGCCCAUAUGGUCCUGUGUGGCUCAGUUGGUAGAGCAUGGCUCUUGCAAUGCCAAGGAUUGUGGGUUCGAUUCCUGCUGGCGCCACCCAUAUAAGAAAUCAGUCAAAGUGUCUGCUAAAUGGCAUAUAUUAUAAUAACAUCUUAACUUAUUGUAUUCAAAAAAAAAUAAAAAAAUUGCUUGUUCAAAGAAGUCAUCAUCCGUACGACCAGCACCAUCUUAUGAUACACAAUGCCAGGCUGUUGGCCAUAUCUGAACUAUUCAAUAUGGUUGUGAUGUGUUCAGUAUGGCUGUUCUGGGUGUUUGUUUGUUUAACGGCUGUUGAGACAUAGUGCCAUUCUGCUGUGCCAUUCUGUUUGGUUUUUUGGAAGUUCUUCUUCAGUUUUAGAGUAGGGCCUGUAUUCAUAAUGUCUCAGAGUAGGAGUGCUGAUGUAGGAUCAGGACUCCCCCCCUUCUACAUCUGCGUUGCUUUCUCUUUGGGGUUUUAGGAUGGGUUUCUGUAUAAGCACUUUGUGAGAUCUGCUGAUGUAAAAAUACUUUAUAAAUACAUUUGGUUGAUCAGCACUCCUACUCUGAGACACUAUGAAUACGGACCCAGAUGAUACCAUGAUAGGGGGUUUCCUGAACAUGUGACCUGAAAUAUAAACAUCUUGUAGACUAUAACAAGGGCACAGAGUUGUUCCUCAUCACGUCACCUAGACAAGGAAAACUCCUGUCAUAACACUACAUUUGAUUUGCACAUUUAGUUAGUCAGUUUAAUUAUCAUAUUCACACAGCCACACUGAUUCGGCUGACUCAUUUUAUUGAAUAAAAACAGUUUGUGGUCAUCGUUAGCCUUUAAAGAUAUAUAUUUGGCGUUGCUGCAAUAACUAAUGCUCCUCAUCACUCCUUAAUGGACCUGAGCGGUUAUUCUAAAACAGAACUUCUGCUGACUUGACAAAAUGUUUAACAGUGGAAAAUGCAAGCUCAAACGCUAGCCUUAGCCGUGUGAAUGUCAAGCCAUUGUGGUUAGCGUCUUUAGCAUUCACAUAACUUCCAAUUGACUGAGGGAGCAAUAGAUGGAGAGAGGAAAGAAAGCGCUAGAUGGAGACGGAGCGAGAAAUGGAGACGGCGAGACCGUAGUCUUCAUAGGUUCUUAUGUUUCCCUGCAGAAGAUACUCAAGAAAUUAUUUGAUUUAUAAACCAGCCUUCCUAACAAUAACACAGUGACACCGUUCCUCUUUCACUAAAUCUGUAGCCAAUCUAAAAAUAAUAUGAACCAGCAUAAGCAGUUUGCUCAUGAGAUGUUCAUCAUACACAUACACACCACAUACACACACACACAUACACCAGGUACACACACACCACAAAUAUUAGACAGUGCAUUUGCAGGUUGCAGGAGCCAUAGUUAUUGGUGAUGGAUAGAGGCGAUAGCUGCCACUGCCUGCCGACACAGCAUCAUGUGAAUAAUUAAAGCCGAGCCACUGGUGGACCAAUUACAUGCAGCCGUGAGGGAUUGGGGAAGGGACAGGGCGUGACAUGCUCAGCUAGGUGGGGGAGGGGUUUGAGUGUCGCACCGCUCCAUAUUCCGCCUGAAUAAAAUUAUAAAUGGCCAUUUAGAUUUUACAAUGACGGCCUACCCCGGCCAAACCCUAACCCGGACGAUGCUGGGCCAAUUGUGUGCCGCCCUAUGGGACUCCCAAUCACGGCCGGUUGUGAUACAGCCUGGAAACGAACCAGGGUAUGUAGUGACGCCUCUAGCGCUGAGAUGCAGUGCCUUAGACCGCUGCGCCACUCGGGAGUUCUCAAGUUAAUGAGAACGCAUUGCUUUGUGUAGUCCCAUUUAGGCUGUUCUGGGGGUUAUUUUGGUCAGGAGUUUACACAGAACAAUAGAUGUGUUAUAAGUAUGUGUUUCUGUUUCUUGAGUAGCUACUUGAAUGCUGGCUUUUGUUCCAAUUGAUUCCACAAUCCGUUAUCAUCAACUGUUUACUGAAAAUCUAAAUGAACAAUCUAGGAUACUCAACAUUCAUUGCCAGUGUGUUCUUUGACUAUAUUGUUAGAUUGUGUUCGUUGCUAUAGACAAUAUCUGUGUAUGGAAAGUGCAUUUAUUCAUAAAACAGCACAAGGUUUGGGUUUUUACUAUUCUACUGUAAAUGAUAUACCAUAAGAAGAUGAACUCACUUCAUAUUCACAAAUGACAUUGCAAUAAUGCCUUACCAAAAAGGCACAAAGCUCACAUUUCACCAUAAAUCCUUUACUUGAUCAUUUAUCUGACAUUAAUAAUGACAGUUUAAAUCUUUAAGGGCCUCUCUCUCUCCAUUUUGCAACAGACAAACUGCAUGUAGACACCUUGGCGUACCUGGAGCCCUUCAUGAGAGAGAAGUCCUCAUGCGUGACUUAAAGUCUCUUAAAGUUAUCUCGUCUCGGUAGCGCGUUUCUCUCCCCUCUCUCCAAAGUGUCUCUUUGAGCUAAACUAAUGUGUCAAGUUGCUGUGAAUCAGUGUCACCGACAUGAAUACCCAACACUAGACGUUGGGAGAGAAAACGCUACACUGUCUUAGCGGGGAUCAGAGGACCCGGGUUUCUAUUCCAAAAGGAUUCUGAGGAGGUUGCCACCAAUGCAGCGUCAGAACGACACAAGCAAAAAUAGAUAGGCUCAAAAGGCAAAACAGAACUCUGACAUGACUGGAGAGGAGAGGAGGCAGAGAGGCUUGCUGGCUCACGCACUCACCAGAAAUGACAGCCAUUGCCUUUUAAAUAAAUCUGCUUUUCUGUGAUCUGACAAAAUACAAAAAUAAUUGCGCUUUCAGCAGAAUUUAUAAUGACUACUUAGGAAACAUUUGAUGGUUGUGUGUGUGUGUGUGUGUGUGUGUGUUUACAGCAUCUCUUAUCUCUUGAUAAGAGCUAUAUUCCCUAUAUAGUGCACUGCUUUUGACCAGGACCCAUAGGGCUCAUAGGGUGCCAUUUGGGAUGCAUGCAUUGUUUUCUGUCUCUGUAUAUUCUGGCUAUAUUCUUUGACUUUUAUCAAAGCAUCGGUCUGUGCUAGAGAAUGUUGGUGUGUGAAGUAUUAGCAAAAACUCGGCCAAGGCUUUUGAGCUUUUCACUGCAAGUCAAAUAACACUACCAACACUUUAUACAGUUGAAACGCUGGGAAAAAUUCCAUUAGGGCCAUCCUGUGUGAAAAUGUUCAUGAAAUGAAUGUAAGAAAAAUUAAUCUCUUUUCAGGACUUAAUGUCUUUUUGAACACUCACUAUCGUAGUCCGGGAUAUGAGGUGACAAGUUAAAAUUAAAUAUUGAGUUGCAUUGUCGGGUUUCCUCCCAGUGUUCGAGUAUGGCCUGUGCUGUCCGAAGCUAAGUGCGCAUUCCUCUUCACACAUCAAUCUGCCUUAAAAUGUUAUUGAAUUACGGCUAAUUCGCUGCCUCUUCCAUUUUGCCUCUUUGUCAUCCAAAUGACAACAGAGUAGGAAACUGUAAUUUCCGAUGGCCAAAAAUGGAGGUCUAUCUAGCAGCGGCGGAGAUUAAACUAUUAAUAAUUUAGCCGGAAUGUCAUGAAUCAACUUCAUUUUUGUCAUUCGACUUCCCAGUAUCACCUUCAUCCCAUAUCUGCUCCCAUGCUGUCUCAUAUCUGGACCCGUAGCUUUCGAUCAACCAACUAGCGUACAGUAACUGCCAUGGAGAAGUCAAGCAAGCACACGGUGUUGCAUAGUUAAUAUGGUAAUGUCAGAGUGAGGGUGGUUCAUUGGUUAACAUGAUGAGGCUGGAUAGUUCAUCUAAGUCUCUAUGGCACUUUUCACACUGCCGAGCUGAGCCAAGUUGUACUGAGCUGGCCUGGUAAGACAUCCACUUUAAUGUGAAAAGAAAAUAUAUCUGAGCCAGCAAAGUAUGGUUUGGGUCGGCACAAUAGUGUGAAAAUUGUAUUAGUGUGUGUAUGGUUGAGGUCCAUUCCAUUUAAAGUCAGUCAAAUCAGGGGUUGAGUUGGGGAUCGAAUUCAAUUAAGGGGAUGGAAUUCAAUUAAGAAGUUCAGAAUUGCCUAUUAUUUUCUGUGCAAACGUUUCGAAGCAUCAAUUGUAUUUCUGUGGUACUAUUCUAUUCCUGAUAUGGAAUUAACCUCUAACCUAAUGAACAUACCAGCUGCACACAGGAUCAUAUUAGAGAAGUAUGGUGAAGUUGACGCUGAUCCUGAGGUAGUUGAGUUUUUUCUCCACUAAUGGUUAAGGUUAGGAUUGGGUACAAAUCUAAAAUAUAUUUUAGUCAUUUAGCAGACACUUAUCCAGAGCAACUUACAGGAGCAAUUAGGGUUAAGUGCCUUUCUCAAGGGCACAUCGACAGAUUUUUCACCUAGUCGGCGCUGGGAUUCGAACCAGUAAACUUUCGGUUACUGGCCCAACGCUCUUAACUGCUAGGCUACUUAGGGGAAACUUCACCCCGGAGCCACAUUAAAUUUUUGUAACUCUGUCCUUUGAUGACUCUGUUGUGACCAUCACAGCCUAUAAGAAGUUAUGACACUGAAACCCCCCAUAUCCUCCCUCCAAACCCUCAUGUAACGGUCAUAACUCACCUACUCCCUUGCGGCACUGUGUUUGAAGUGCUCAUUUCUCGGUGUCACUCCAGCCUCCAUGUUGAUGUAUGUCCUGUGCGUCUCUCUCUCUCUCCAUCUCCCUCUCCCUCUUUUCUCUCCUCUCGUCCUUUCUCUCUCUCUCUUCCUCUCUCUCUUAUGUCUUGUUCCGCUCCUCCAGGUGCUGGCUUCGACUGGACACCUACUUCAUUUGGAGCUUCAUAGGACCGGCAACCUUGAUAAUUAUGGUAAGCGUCCCUACUUCCCCACUAGCAUACUAUCUCAUUAACCUUACUUAGCACCUCAGGGCACCGCUUAAAUGGUCAAGAGAGAGCUUAACAUGCGAAACCGACUAACUGAUUCAGACGGUGGCUCAAUUAGCUGAAUGUUACUUCCCCAGCACAGUGUAGUAUGAGUUAGCUUUCAAAUUUGUGUAAUUUUUUGGGGGCAAUACCAUCUUGAGAUAUCUUUACCGCUGGUCCACAAUGACAUUUUAGCUGAUUCAUGUUUGAGGCAUAAGAAAUUAUAACAGCAAGAAUUCUGAUGCUCCAUAUGGUAUUUCUACCUAUAUGUGUUGUUUUGUUUGACAUUAUUUCAGUCCUGAUAAGUCCAGUUUGGAGAACUGCAAACAGUUGUAAAUAUAUCAGUCCCAAAUUUAGUUUGCUUCCUCUGGUUAACUGCAUGUUUAGUGAAUUCAUUUAGGACAGACUCCAGCCAUUGCAUUGAUCAGGGCCCAACUAGUUCAAGUUCAACUUUAUUGUCAAGUACAACAUGGCACUAUACUUCUAUAUGUGGUAGUUAUACUGUAAUACAAUUUUCAUAUCAUUUUGUGCUCUACUUGGCAAAGUGGGAAACCACAUUUUGUUUCGACACUACAUACUCAACUUAACUGUAACGAUGUCUCCCCCGAUUUUUUAAAAUGAAUGAAAGCAUCAACAACACACAUACUCCAUUUCAGCUGUGCUCUCUUCUUUCUUUCAUCCACCUCCUCUCUUUCAUCCAUCUCUCCCAGCUCAACGUAAUAUUCCUAGGCAUCGCGCUGUACAAGAUGUUCCACCACACCGCCAUCCUCAAACCCGACUCGGGUUGCCUCGACAACAUCAAGUAAGUCACUCGUCCUUUCAGGCAUUGAGACCUUCCAGACAUGACACUAGUACGUGGAAAUUAGUACAUUGGUAUGGCAGACCAGGUUCCGAUGGCUCAGUGUGUUAGAGCAGGGUUUCCCAAACUCUGUCCUGGGGCCCCCCCUUGGUGCACGUUUAGUUUUCCCCCCUAGCACUACACAGCUGAUUCAAAUCAUCAAAGAUUGAUGUUGAGUUGGUUAUUUGAAUCAGCUGUGUAGUAGACCUAGGGCAAAAACGAAAAUGUGCACCCAGGGGGGGACCGAGUCUGGGAAACCCUGUGUUAGAGCAUGGUGCUGGUAACAACAGGGGUUGAUUCAACGUUCCGUUUUGAAACUAAAACAAUAGUUUCUAUUGGACAUAUUGAGAUAGGUCCCUCCCUGCUUCGUUCCGUUUGCUUCCGUUUAGGAACCAUUUUGCAACAGAAUCAGUGGGAUGAAUACACCCCUUGGGUUGUGGGUUCGAUCCCCGCAUGGGCCACAUAUACUGAACAUAUGUUAACUGUAAGUCACUUUUGCAUAAAAUCUGCCAAAACAACCAAAUGAUAAUGAACAAUUGAUGUUAUGUACGUCAUAAUAAACCUAGACUUUGAGAUGGAAGCUAUGUUGUUAUAUAACGUGUCGCUGCUUAGAAUAACUUCUUCCGUUUUAUUUGUGAACCUCUCAAACAAAUCUGAAGGGUGAGAAUGGCCAAUGCGGAGAUGCAGGAAGUGCAGCCCUCCAGGUUCAUAACUCAUUAUCACCAAAGGUUGUGUCAUGGAGGAGAGGCAAGGGUUAAAAUGGGACAGGUAUUCCAGCAGGCGUAUUUCAUUAUCUGAAGUGCACACUGGUCGGCGAGGGAAAAGGCCACGAGACAAUCUGGUGGAAUUAACCUGGCCCGUCGGCAUCCGCUAACACACGGAUGAAUAUUCAUAAAUGUGUGUGUGUGUGUGUGCGUCUGGGUGUGUGCUCAUGUGCGUGCCCGUGCGUGCGCACCCUGCCACUCAGGAUAUGGAACUAUGAAUGACAUUAUAAAGCCCACAGUUUACUGGCAUUGCAGUUUAUGAGUGACAAUGAAUUAAUUAGUAUAAAUGUGUUUAAUAUGCUCACUGUGCUUUGUGAAAACAAAUUAACCACCUAUUGUGAUAUCACCACAAUAACAAUCGGGCUCAAUGGUGAGAUUGGAUAGAAUGUUGAAGGUUUGGUCGUUCAUUUAAAUUUGAAUCAUUUUUGUAUUUCAUGUCUAGCUAUGAUUGUGGUACAUUAGAUAUACAAAAGUAUGUGGACACCCCUUCAAAUUGCUGUUAUUGUGAAGUGGAAACGUCUAGGAGCAACAACGGCUCAGCCGUGAAGUGGUAGGCCACACAGAAUUAGUUCUGGUGGCUGUAUGGAAGCAAGUCCCCUCAGCAAUGUUCCAACAUCUAGUGGAAAGCCUUCCCAGAACAGUGGAGGCUGUUAUAGCAGCAAAUGGGGGACCAACUCCAUAUUAAUGCCCAUGAUUUUGGAAUGAGAUGUUCGACAAGCAGGUGUCCACAUACGUUUGGUCAUGUAGUGUAUCUGUUCGUUAAGUGAUGAAAUAGUCAUUCGGAAGAAGGUGGAGUUGGUGGUGUCUUGGAACACUACAUUAGUUCACAAUGACACCGUGAGGCCAUUGCGCCUCUAAGAGCUGAAAGGAAUAAGCCAAGAAGCCAAGACGUUGACACAACAUUUUUGUGGUUCACUUAGGGAUGUUAGUCCAACCAGGUGUCAGGGUAGACUUAUUUUGUGGCCGGGCUAAAGUAGUUUUUCUGCCUCUGUCUACCAUUCCUACUUCCUACUGAUGGAUAAAGAUCUUCUGUUUUCUCCCUGUCCGCCAGUUUGAAGACACUCUAGUAGCAUCAGUGUGUUUUAUGGCUGUAAUGCUAGGCAUGAUCUCUAGCCACCUUUCACUGCUUCUGUCAGAGUGGAGUGAGACCCUGCUGGCCUUGUUCUGUCAGCGAGUAUACACACACACUAUACACACAGUCACACUCUUUCUCACAUACAGUAUACACGCUUUCGCUCUUUCUUACUCUCGUACGCACACACACACAUACACACACACACAUUGCCAGCAGUGCUGAGGCUAGUUUUCCAGAGGAUGUCUGCUCUGUGAAUCUCAUUCUGAAUAGAGAGCAGAACACCCUACUAGACAGAACAGUCUGUAUCAGUAUCAGCAGCACUCUAUUGGAUAGCAUUGAUAGCAGUCUGAGACUGUUGGCGCGGCAGAGAUCAAAGCCCAGAGCAGCGCAUUCUGUGACUCAAUAACAACCGAUUUAAAAUGAGGUUUGUAAAUCAUGUGUGAUUAUAUGUAAUAAUGGGCUGUGCAUACUGCGGACUCUGUGGAUUCUGAUUAGAGCUAGGAUGACCAUGAGUUUAGCUUGUUUUAGUUUUAUUGUGAGUAGGGCUGUGGCGGUCAUGACAUUCUGUCUGCCGGUUGUUGUCAUGCAAAAGACUGCCGGUCUCAUGGUAAUUUACUAUUAAUGAACAUAAACACGUUAGCAUCUACAGGCUACAUAUAUAAGUCGCUGAUGCGUGCCUUUGGAACAUCUUCAUUUAAAAAAGUCUAAUAAAUCAAUUUAAUAUACACCAUCGCAAUAAAUCCAUUAUUUAUUUUAGUCAGGUCUAAAGAAACAUUAUGAUAUGAAGAACAUGUAUUUCAGAAGAACAGAAUAAGUUGGCAUACUGUAUGUUAGUUACUGUAUCUGGCUAUGCUUCAUGCUGUAGGCUAGUUCAUUUAGCUGAAAAGAUAUGCUUAUAAGCCCUGUGCCAUUAUUUUAUUUUAUCCGAUUUUAUAGUAAGAAGAAUAUAAUUUAUAUUUUUCCCAUUACAGAGCGAGUGCGCAUAUGAAGUGGCUAUGUUGAGCGUAAAGUGAUCAUUUGAAACAGGUCCUAUAUGCUAGAUUUAGAAUUAUUUGGCAACUUUAGUAUGUGGUAGUAGAGUAGAGGCCUGAGGGCACACACUUAAUAUGUUGUGAAAUCUGUUAUAAAUGUAUUGUAAUGUUUUUAAAAUGUAUAACUGCCUUCAUUUUGCUGGACCCCAGGAAGAGUAGUAUGGAUCCAUAAUAAAUACAAAUACAAAUUAUACAAACCUUAGAAUGUCUUAGCAUCAAAACAUACAGUGCAUUCGGAAAGUAUUAAAAUCCCUUGACUUUUUCCACAUUUUGUUACGUUACAGCAUUAUUGUAAAAUGGAUUAAAUAGUUUGUUUUCCCUCAUCAAUCUACACACAAUACCCCAUAAUGACAAAGCAUAAACAGAUUUUUAGAAAAAAAAUCACAUAAAAAAAAGACAACUGUCAAGGGGUCUGAAUACCUUCCGAAUGCACUGUGUAUGGGCUGCAUGGUGUGACUAUAGGCUAUUGAUGAUUUGAGAAAGUAGCAAAAAAGGCUUGCGCUCUGUUCCUUGCCUCAGAUUGCACAGCUGUUCUCUCAUCAAGUGAUCAUAUUUUCCCCAUCAAUUUAAUCUUGUCUAAUAUGUAAAAUUGGUUUAGUUUUAAAAUAGCCCAUUAUCAAAUCUGUUCAGGAACAUCGACAGUAACAUGUUUUCUGCGUGCUCGAGAAAGGAAUAAAGGAGAGAGAGGAGGAGAUGGAAACGCGCAGUGGUGAGAUAUUCUGUAGCUAAAGGUAAUGUGUCACCCAAUUAAUUAUGAAAAUAUAAAAAAUGCCCUUUUACUAGGCUAUUCAAAAUCAAAUACAAAUUCACUAAUUGUAGGCUAACUGUAAGCAGCCCUGCACAAUCAAUGAAACAACAGCAUCACCUAGGGCUAUACAUUCUCUCCCAGACACAUAGAUAUACAUUUUGGAGCGUAGUAUAAGGUAACUAGUCCAUCCAGUAUGCAUAAUAAUACAGUCCAUACUCAACGGUAAUUACUAGAAUUUGUUUAAUUUUGGAGUAUAGGCUAGACCAAUUAUGUACCAAAGACAUCUUAAAUCAGUUUUGUUUUAUGUUUUUUUGCCAUGCCUAAUAUGCGGUAGGCUGUAUUGUAUUGUAUAACGGCACAAUCAUAAUUUUUAUCCAGAAUUUCUUUUCAGGCUUGGGCUCAUAAGCCUACACAUAUGCAGAAGCUCUAAUAUGUGGAUGUUUUGAAUUAGUCAUCACCUUAGAAAGGGCUGUCCAUUUAAUUGCGUUAGGACUUGAAACGACAUCCACAACAACCAUGUUUUACACUGUUUCAACCUGCUGUUGAACUUCUUUCUUCAAAAUGAUCAUCACAGCGAGGUGAGUUUUAAAAGAACGAUAGUGCUACGGUUUUGAUCGCAAUUUCAUUGAUGUCAGAGUGUUUAGAUUGACAAUAGAGCCCUGAGUACCAGAACAUUAGGACCUGUUGGUCAUUAGCAAGUUGGGUACUACCAAAGCAUGUCCAGAAUGCAUUAAAGGAGAUUACUGUGACUGAACGGUCACAUGGAAUUUUACUGUGGUCAUGAUUUAUGACUGCCGGUGUGGUGGUAACACGGUCACCACAACAGCCCUAAUUGUGUGUGUCAUCCAUGUUCUGCCAUCCAUGUUAGUGCUAACACUGUUGACAACAACUUUUGAUACUGCGACCUGACUUUGAACAGGUUAUUGAGUUGAUAGUCACCAACUGAGUGGCUUUAAAGUUAACUAUGGAGAAAUGUAAGCACACAUUUUUUAAAAAUGUUUAAUAGUUUUAUAAUUGGAAGAUUUGAUCAGUUAUUAGUAACACAGUGUUUACAUCUCAAAGUGUAGUAAGUACAGUUUUUGAACUCCCCCUUAUCAAUUGAGAUGUAAUCUAAGAAUACUGUGAAGAUAUUGUUUCUUUGAGAUGCAUUGCCUUGUUUGUCUGUGGAGAGAAUAUAUUUGUCUGUGGAGAGUUCUCUCUAUCAUAUGAUUUAUCACACUAGCCUCCCUUGGCCAAUCAGGAACCUCACCUCUGAACUCUUUCUCUCAGACCACAACAUAAAGGUCAUGACCCCUUCUCUCCCAGCUCUGACGUCUGAUAGGCCUACCUCCAGAUAUAUGUACAGUAUCUCAAUCCACAUGGCUAUGUCCCAAAUGGCACCUAUGGCAAUGAAAACAAAUAUGGUACACAAAUAUGGUACAAAACAAAUAGGCCUACUGCUAUUUUUAGAGCCACACUGUUGGUUACUUUGAAUGGACUGUAUCAGUUUCAAAUCUUCAAGUUCUAAAUAAUUUAGGCUACUGCUAACAAUUUAGCCUGCUACUAAUAAUCAAAUUGUUUGAUGAUGAAAAUAAUGGUUUGUAUUUUAGUCCGAUACAGUGAGAGUUUUGAUGUUGAAGAAAACAUUCUACUGGAUUGUAAGAUUGAGGGAGAUAUUUUAGGUUAGGUCCGGACUCCUGCUAGGUCAUAAUUAAGUAGGAUGUUUCUUUUAUCUUUCUCUUAUCUUUGGUGUUCUUCAUCGUUUGAUGACACACUUUAUGUUCAGAUGUCAUCGCAUUGCUUUUUUUUUUUAAAUGAAUGUUCCAUGAUUUUUUUUUCUCUCUCUCUCUGCACAUUGACUUCUUUUCACUCAGUUUAUCUUCUUUUGAUUAACACUGCAUGCUAUGCUUUGUCUUAUUGAGUUUUUGUUUUUAACCUCUUAUCUUUUGUCUUUGUAUAUUUUCUUCCUCAUGGUAGCUAUCGUUAUUAUGAUGGAAUUAUUAUUGUGGAAUGGCACUGGUAAGAUGCAACAUGUUUCUACAGAGGACUACACUAUUAGGGCUCUCUCUGUAUUGUGUUUGGUCCCCAUUGCCUUUCCCAAUAGACAAAGUACUCUUUCCCGUGGCAAUUCCUCAUCCGAUUUGUGAUGUAAGUGCUGCAUUGGCGUAACCUGUUGUAUUUGACCCCAUAAGAAUGUGUACUCUGUAAGAUUUACCUUUGUUGUUCCUUUGGCACAAAUUGGAUGUUGUUUUCCUCUCUUACUCAAACUUUUACUAAACUUUGUCGAACCCUGUAUCUGGGAAAUUGCUGAGCGUUAAUGACUGCAGUCCACAAGGUGCUGAGAAAUGUGUACUCAAAAUUGUUAAUGACACAACUCUUUAAUGACAGUUAAAAAGCACUGUGAGUAGACGUGUACUGUAUAUGCCUCAUGGUGAAUAAAGUAUCUACUUAUUGAGAAAUCCCCCUACAAUAGACCCUGAAGGAAUAUGCAAAUGAAGAUGGUAUGAUUGAUUUGAAAAUCCUGCGUAAAAAUACUCAAAAUGUAUAUCUGAAGUAUACAAUUGUUUGUCAUUAACAUUUCUUUGUACACAAACCUUUAGUUAAACAAUUAGCAUCCUGCUGAGUAGAUAACAGCAUUUCCUAUUUCCUUUCAGCUAGCCAAUGAGACUUUAUGCUGAUGUGAAAGGCGACUCAAUAGACCAAUUGCAAUGAGCUAUAACGCGAUGAUCUCGAGCCAUUUGAAAUGCGUAUCACCUCUCAGAAUUCGCUCAUUUGUCUCUUUUCAAAAAGAGAAUUGGUGCCAAUUGAAUGCGGUUGUUUUGGAUUGGAACAAUUUGCUCCUCAAUUUAUUUUCAUUUUAGAUAUUUCUACCCGACUAUUAACACAAUGAGCACUUUCCCCUCGUUUUUCCGGUGAAAGCGCACAAGUGCUGUUUUUGCGGUGGUGGAACCAUUCAGCGUGAUGCUCGAGUGGCAUCAUUGCGAGGGUAUUCACCGGCUCUGCAGGAGCUACUUCAGGUUUGGGAAAUGGGCCCAGGUCUGUAGGACUGAAAGUGGUAGGGGGUUAAUUAGGAGAGUUUCUCAAUUUAGUAAAAAAAAUUACAAAAAUAAUCUAAUGCAGGAAUAUGCACUGAACAAAAAUAUAAAUGCAGCAUGUAAAGUUUUGGUCACAUGUUUCAUGAGCUGAAAUAAAAGAUCCCAGAAAUGUUCCAUAUGCACAAAAAGCUUAUUUCUCUCAAAUUUGGUGCACAAAUUUGUUUACAUCCCUGUUAGUGAGCCUUUCUCCUUUGCCAAGAUAAUCCAUCCACCUGACAGGUGUGGCAUAUCAAGGAACUGAUUGAACAGCAUGAUCAUUACACAGGUGCAGCUUGUGCUGGGGACAAUAAAAGGCCACUCUAAAAUGUGCAGUUUUGUCACACAACACAAUGCCACAGAUGUCUCAAGUUUUAAGGGAGCGUGCAAUUGGCAUGGUCACUGCAAGAAUGGCCACCAGAGCUGUUACCAGAUAAUUAAAUGUUAAUUUCUCUACCAUAAGACGCCUCCAACUUCGUUUUAGAAAAUUUGGCAGUACAACCAACCUGGCCUCACAACGCAGACCAUGUGUAUGGUGUCGUGUGGGUGAGCGGUUUGCUGAUGUCAACGUUGUGAACAGAGUGCCCAUGGUGGUUAUGGUAUGGGCAGGCAUUUUAUCGAUAUCGAUUUGAAUGCACAAAAAUACCGCAAUGAGAUCCUGAGGCCCAUUGAGAGGCCCAUUUUUUAAAAGAUAUCUGUGACCAACAGAUGCAUAUCUGUAUUCCCAGUCAUGUGAAAUCCAUAGAUUAGGGCCUAAUGAAUUUAUUUCAAGUGACUGAUUUCUUCAUAUGACCUGUAACUCAGUAAAGUCUUUGAAAUUGUUGCAUGUUGCAUUGAUAUUUUUGUUCAGUAUAUUAUGCACUUUUGACAGGCAUUUUGAAAUGACACAUGUAUACCUGUCCAAAUUCUUCAUAAACAGUACAUACAGUAUUUUGAACAUUGAGUGAGUGAGUGAGAGCAGGAGGAAAUUAUGGUUGUUGAGGAUAUCUGCUACCUUGAACCAGAUUUUUCCAAGAUAGCCCUCACGGGAAAAUGACUAUCAUCCUCAAUUCUUAGUGAAAAGCAACGGCGACCAGAUACAAAUCAAGGAAUAACCUCUUCAUAUCCUGACCUCCCUGAUACGUCUAUUAUGUAAUCUCUAUCUACAGUUCCAGGUCAAUAUUUCCCUCUUAACAUUUUUUCAACUUCGUUGUGUCUACCUGACCAUCGAGAGGGCAAUCAGCUUGAUGAAGUGCCUCUCCCAACAGGUCAUUAAGAUAGACCUGGGAAAAUUAUGUUUAAUGGUCGGCCCCAAUAAUUUCAUAAAUCAUUUAUUCUUGCCAUCGCACCUGGCCCAUUGUUUUUUGUGUUGUUUUUUUUACAGCCGAUUGAGGCAAAACACUAGGCCCUCCCGUUUUUAUUGAGGAGUGGAGACGCUUGUGAAUAAGAUAAUUACGUUUAGCACCUGUAACUCACUCGCAAAAUUCGAGUGAGUGAGAUUAAGAGGAUUCUGGCUUCAAGAGUAUUGGAUGUAAUUAUUUGAUGAGCCAUUUAUUUUAAUUGACUAAUAUUUCCUGUUUGUCUUUAUGUUUAUGUAUCUGUGGAAGUCCCCCUCUCCUAUAACUAUAUAUAAGCAUUGUGUCAUUCAAAAUCAUAUUAUUAUUAUUGAAUAUUUGCUAUGGAGUUUUGUUUGGUUAUUGAUUUUAUUGUUUUUCAUUUCUUUGUAUUCUUCCUGUCAGCUAUGAGGAUUACGAACCUGAGAUCAAGUAAGAGUAAAAUGGACAGGUCAUCUGUUCAUGACACACCAUCUUCAUUAACCAUGAAUUUCCUCAUAACAAAGUAAUGAGUAAUGUUCAUACCAGCACAUGCCUUUAGUAAAUGUUUAGUGAAGCUCUCUGUCAAGUCAUAGGGAAGGAAUACAGACACUCACCCACACCUCACAUUUGUUCAAUAUUAGCUAGGAUAGGUACGCUUCUGUUGAAGUAAUCUCAGAACGCUGAAACAAAUCUCCCAGUUUGUCACAGGAGAAGUAGUCAUGCACUGUGCAAUUUAAGCUUUGAAAAAGUCAUUAUGUUUUCAUAAAUUCAUUGAUUUGAAAUGCACAGGUAUUUUGGAUUAUACUAGCAUAGUUAUUCAGAGCUUCAUUAUCUGUCAAGGCUUUUGGGACAACCCUCGGUCACCACAUUCAAAAUACUGUGUUCAGGUGUUCAUAUUUAUUUGGCUUCCAGUGAUUAUGCCUUACCUGCUAGCCCAGAGGUCAAACAGACUGUAUCGCCUAUUAUCUAUGUAUUAAUUAUACACCAAGUACUAUUUUAAUAUUGGAGAGUUACCUUGACUUUUCAUUUGAGUUUUCCACUGCUCCUGAUGUAGUAAUAGUCACUCUCCCAUUUUCUAGUUUUAAAGAGUACACUAUCUGAUGGUCUGUCACGUAAUGGAUGAAUAAUGUAUGCAACACUUGAAAGAAGGAGAGCGAGAGAAAAAUGAUAGGUGUCCCAAAGGAGCAGACGAUCACAAAUGGCGAACACAUGAUUAAAUUCAAUUUCACUCCUCUGUCGAUUUUCUCUCCUCCCUCCUCCCCUUCAUCUAGAUUUGUACUUUUGUCUGUCUGGUGGACAUUUUUUUUAACCUGUGUUUCUCUUUUUGGUUCAUCAGUAUGUUCACAGACCAAGAUAGCAAAACGUUUAUUUUUAAAUGCCAUUCUUUGUGUUGUGCUUCAGUGAACAGGUAGUCACGAUGGUUCUUCUGAGUUGUGCACUACUGACAGAAUGCUAAGUGGGAAGUCUGAGAACAGUCACCACUUCAGAGGAUUGGUUGACUUAGAAGUUUCCUCAGUAUCUCCUGUAUCUGGUCUUGAAACCAAACUAAGACCUUAUUGAUUUGCCCCAGCAAAUCAAUUACUGUAUUUGUGCAUUUCCACCUGUAACUUCCUGGGACAAUUACAUAUUUACUUAGUUACAGAUUUUACUGUCAAUUAAUAUUUUUAACCAGCUAUAUGUAUGCACAGAUAUCUGUCAGACAGAAUGCGGGCCCUAGUCCACAAUCAUCACUGGCGAUUAGUUGGUGAUGAGCAAAAUUCACGUACAUUUCUUUAGGAAAUUACAGACUACAAAAAUCGAAGGCACGUAUCUUUUCACAAGUAAUCAAGUUCAGUCGUUACUCCUCUAGCAGUUCUGAGAACGUCCAGAAUGUUGCCGUUGUCUUGACGUUGUCUCGUUGUGCUUCCAGAUCGUGGGUGAUUGGGGCCAUUGCUCUGCUCUGUCUGCUGGGCCUGACCUGGGCCUUCGGCCUGAUGUACGUCAACGAGAGCACGGUCAUCAUGGCCUACCUCUUCACCAUCUUUAACUCCCUGCAGGGCAUGUUCAUCUUCAUCUUCCACUGUGUCCUCCAGAAGAAGGUGCAUGUUUUACUCUAACCUUGUGGUUCAGGGACCGUAUUCAUAAAGCGUCUCAGAGGAGGAGUGAUGAUCUAGGAUCAGGUCCCGCCCUGUCCAUGUAAUCUUAUUCUUUGUGAUCUAAAGGCAAAACUGAUCCUAAUUCAGCACUCCUACUCUGAGAAGCUUUAUAUAUACAGUGAGGGAAAAAAGUAUUUGAUCCCCUGCUGAUUUUGUACAUUUGCCCACUGACAAAGAAAUGAUCAGUCUAUAAUUUUAAUGGUAGGUUUAUUUGAACAGUGAGAGACAGAAUAACAACAACAAAAAUCCAGAAAACACAUGUAAAGAAAUGUAUGAAUUAAUUUGCAUUUUAAUGAGGGAAAUAAGUAUUUGACCCCCUCUCAAUCAGAAAGAUUUCUGGCUCCCAGGUGUCUUUUAUACAGGUAACGAGCUGAGAUUAGGAGCACACUCUUAAAGGGAGUGCUCCUAAUCUCAGCUUGUUACCUGUAUAAAAGACACCAGUCCACAGAAGCAAUCAAUCAAUCAGAUUCCAAACUCUCCACCAUGGCCAAGACCAAAGAGCUCUCCAAGGAUGUCAGGGACAAGAUUGUAGACCUACACAAGGCUGGAAUGGGCUACAAGACCAUCGCCAAGCAGCUUGGUGAGAAGGUGACAACAGUUUUAUUUGCAAAUGGAAGAAACACAAAAUAACUGUCAAUCUCCCUCGGCCUGGGGCUCCAUGCAAGAUCUCACCUCGUGGAGUUGCAAUGGUCAUGAGAACGGUGAGGAAUCAGCCCAGAACUACACGGGAGGAUCUUGUCAAUGAUCUCAAGGCAGCUGGGACCAUAGUCACCAAGAAAACAAUUGGUAACACACUACGUCGUGAAGGACUGAAAUCCUGCAGCGCCCGCAAGGUCCCCCUGCUCAAGAAAGCACAUAUACAGGGCCGUCUGAAGUUUGCCAAUGAACAUCUGAAUGAUUCAGAGGAGAACUGGGUGAACGUGUUGGGGUCAGAUGAGACCAAAAUUGAGCUCUUUGGCAUCAACUCAACUCGCCGUGUUUGGAGGAGGAGGAAUGCUGCCUAUGACCCCAAGAACACCAUCCCCACCGUCAAACAUGGAGGUGGAAACAUUAUGCUUUGGGGGUGUUUUUCUGCUAAGGGGACAGGACAACUUCACCGCAUCAAAGGGACGAUGGACGGGGCCAUGUACUGUCAAAUCUUGGGUGAGAACCUCCUUCACUCAGCCAGGGCAUUGAAAAUGGGUCGUGGAUGGGUAUUCCAGCAUGACAAUGACCCAAAACACACGGCCCAGGCAACAAAGGAGUGGCUCAAGAAGAAGCACAUUAAGGUCCUGGAGUGGCCUAGCCAGUCUCCAGACCUUAAUCCCAUAGAAAAUAUGUGGAGGGAGCUGAAGGUUCGAGUUGCCAAACCUCAGCCUCGAAACCUUAAUGACUUGGAGAAGAUCUGCAAAGAGGAGUGGAACAAAAGCCCUCCUGAGAUGUGUGCAAACCUGGUGGCCAACUACAAGAAACGUCUGACCUCUGUGAUUGCCAACAAGGGUUUUGCCACCAAGUACUAAGUCAUGUUUUGCAGAGGGGUCAAAUACUUAUUUCCCUCAUUAAAAUGCAAAUCAAUUUAUAACAUUUUUGACAUGCGUUCUUCUGGUUUUUGUUGUUGUUAUUCUGUCUCUCACUGUUCAAAUAAACCUACCAUUAAAAUUAUAGACUGAUCAUGUCUUUGUCAGUGGGCAAACAUACAAAAUCAGCAGGGGAUCAAAUACUUUUUUCCCUCACUGUACGCCCCUAUCUGUAUUAACUUGCUGUAUAAGUUUAGUUAGCUCCUCUUACUAAAAAGAGUUGGUUAAAGCACUUUCACACCACUUUAACACAUGAAAUGUGAAGUGAUUAGCUCACAAUUUUACAUUUCAUGGCUUAUUACUAUGUAGCAAGCUAGAAAGUAUUGUAGUUAUUAACUACAGUAUUCAUUUGCUGAAAGUAGCACGGAAAAGUUGUUUGGUUAUCUGCAUCUGAAUGGGAGUGUGUGUGUGUGUGUGUGUGUGUGUGUGUGUGUGUGUGUGUGGGUGCGUGGUUCACAGGUGCGUAAAGAGUAUGGAAAGUGUCUGCGUACCCACUGCUGCAGUGGCAAGAGUGUGGAGAGUUCCAUUGGCUCUGGGAAGAGCUCAGCCUCCCGCCCACCAGGGCGCUAUUCCACAGGGUCACAGGUAGGUGGCGCCUCUCCUCUCACAUCUUUCAAAUUUCAAUGUAUUUGGUUGAGUACGAGCAUAUCUGAUAAUGAUUUUUACUUGAUUAAUUGUAGCACGUUUAUUGUAUUUACUUUGUCAAUGUUAAUGAAUAGGUUGUUAAAAAUACAUUUAUGAAUUUUACAAAUAGUCAACAGCACACCAUCAGCCCCGGUCACGACGGAAGCUGAUUUCAGCAUCCAUAAUGAACCCUUUAAUUAUAUAUAGCAGCACAUUGACACGACGGCUAACCACUACGCCUAGUUUUCGCCAUGAACCGCAUUUGAACGGAAGCGGUCGUAAACACGCUGUAAUUUAUCGGCAAUUCGGAGGCUUUUAAAUGAACGUGUAAUUAGCAAAGUACAUCAUAAACCGGUGGGCUCUGGGUGGUUAGGGAGGUAGGGUUCUCUCUCUAAAUGAAAGUUGGAAGUGAGACUUGGACAGAGAAAGACACCUUUGAAAUAUGGACACUGAACAACCCAACUCCCACACAGCCCUGGGUUGAAAUAUAAUUAGUUUUUUUUUUCGCUCAAAGACUUAAACUGUGCUUGAUUGAGCUUGCAUGGCGCAAUGGAACCAAUGGAAUAGUCCCAAAAGUGCAAACUCUGCCCAUGCUGUUACUGCAGGAAGGCUCGAUCAAACGAUUAAAGAAUCUGAAAGAAAAAUAACUACUAUUUGAAGGCAGGUCUACUCCCACAAGCACUUGUACACUUGAAUAUGGCCUUGACUUUUACAGCAGUGUAGAGUUAUGAGAGGUAGCAAUAACAGCAGUGAGACUUAGAAAUAACAGCAGUGAGCCGUAGCAAUAACCGCAACGAGAGUUAGCAAUAACAGUAGCAAUGACUAAAUUGUGAUAACACUAUUGUGAGUUUGGGAGUCAAACCUUUACAAAGCCUUACAGUAAAACACAGUAACAAAGAAUGCAAUAAUAUACUGUGUGUGUGUUCAGCAACAAGAAUGAAUGUAUCAUCACAGGGUUGAGGUGUGUUUUUAUAUUGCUAGUGAAUGUCGCUGCACAUGCCCAAGACAUACUGUAUAUGUCCUAACUGGAGGCCACCUAGUCUUUAAGCACUGAGUACAAUACCGUUACAAAACCCCACUGACGUGUUGGUUGUAAUGUUCCCUUUCUGCAGAGCCGGAUCCGUCGGAUGUGGAACGACACAGUCAGGAAACAGUCAGAGUCGUCUUUCAUAACCGGUGACAUCAACAGCUCAGCGUCGUUGAACAGAGGUAAUAAUCAGUCAAUUUGCACCACACAUGUUUGAACGCCAUGCAACCCACCAGCCUCUGCUUUAGGUUUUUGAUGUUGUGUGACGUGAAGGAAGAAGGGAAGAAUUGCCUUUGUGAAAAAACUGAAGGAUUUUGCCUGAGUGGCGCAGUGGUCUAAGGCACUGCAUCACAGUGCUAACUGUGCCACUAGAGAUCCUGGUUCGAAUCCAGGCUCUGUCGCAGCCGGCCGCGACCGGGAGACUCAUGGGCGGCGCACAAUUGGCCCAGCGUCGUCCAGGGUAGGGGAGGGAAUGACCGGCAGGGAUGUAGCUCAGUUGAUAGAGCAUCGCGUUUGCAAUGCCAGGGUUGUGGGUUCGAUUCCCACGGGGGGGCCAGUAUAAAAAAAAUAUAUAUAUAUUCACUAACUGUAAGUCGCUCUGGAUAAGAGCGUCUGCUAAAUGACUAAAAUGUAAAUGUAAAUGUAAAUGUUUUGGGUCCUGAAGAGCUUAUGGGUGCUUUUGUUCAACCACAGCACAAAGACACCUGAUUCGAAUGAUUGACGAAUAAUGACCGUGAUUGUUUGAUUCAGGUGUGUUAGUUCUGGGCUGGACCAAAAUCAUGCACAACCAGUAGCUCUCUAGGACCGGAGUUGGAGAUUCUUGCCCUAUGCUCAUCCAGUGUCCUGAUUGAAAUAUACUAUCCUUCAAGUCAGCAUAGUAGCCAAUGGGUGGUUCUCACACUUGACUGUGGCAUUUGUCACUUGAUAAGAGAUUGUCCACUUUGUGACUUGUGCACAGAACGAGUACACUGGAAAGAGUUGGAUGAAUAUCAUUUAGUUUAGUUUUUUAAGAUGAGAGAGUCAUUAGUCUCCCACUCACCUGAUCGUAUAGAAGGGGUCCUGCUGUUAAUAAAACAUUAUUAAUCCCUUACUUUAUUAAAAUAUCAACUCAUCCUAAAUGACCUUGACUUUUGUAAAAUAAUUAAACUUUUAAAUAUGAUAAUGCAGUUAAAGUGUAUGCGCUAAUUGAUCAAAUUAAGAAACAAAACGUUGAAUUUUGCACCUGAUGGAACCAAGAACCAAAGUACAUGCCAAAAUGAAUUGCUCAAAGCAAAAUAUUCAAUUGAGGCAGGACUAUUUGUUAAUGCUAUGCCAGUCUUCAUGACGUUGUCAACCAACAAAGUAAUGAUAAUUGCUUUAUUCUUUAAAAAUAAGUUGAACCAUCCACAAAGGCUUAUCUCCCAAUUUCGUUAUAUGAUGAAAAUUAUCUCCCAAAACGAUCAUAGAAAUACACCAUAACGUAUUGGUUGGCGGUCCAAAUAAAUACACGUGUCUAGUGCUUACUCUGUCAGAGGCAUUAUAUCAUCCUCCUAGACCCUAUCUGCACUAGAUGAUGAUGCCACCCCCCUGACAUUUCUCAGGGACGACUCCUCUCCAGACAUGGGGUCCCUUGAUGGAGGGGUUGAGUCCCUGCCACUACCUCACUCUCUAAAUCUGCUCGCUGCUCCCUCUCAACCGGACACUAAUGCGUAGUUAUGAUGACGGAUUGAUGUUAGAAGGCGAGAGGAAGUGUCGAGAUCUCAAUAAUUAGGCACUCAGCAACGAACGCCAUCCCAAGACGUUGGCUUUUAGCGGGGGGAGGGAGAGAGAGAAAGGGGUGGAGCUUGGUGGGGUGGGCAGGCCUAGAAGACACUGCCAUAGAUGUAUCACUAAGACCAGGAAGAGGGGAGUGAAUUAAUUAACACGUUUUCAGCUCAAGGCAUUGAAACGCGUCAGGUCUGAUGUAUAACGCAUGGGGAUAAACACUAAGUCUGGCGGAGGAUAACGCAUCAUGUUCUGAAGCGUCAGAAACAUCACAAACCUCCCCCUUGCUCUUCUCUGCAAUGUUAUUAUGGAAUUACAUUAUGUGUGGAAGAGCAUACAUCUCUCCCUGCUAGUCCUUCUUCAACUCAGUAUUCAGUACCUUGCCUCACAGUCUCUGCAUAACUGCAGCUGACUCCAUACUUCUCUCCUCUCGAGAGGGAAGCGUGCAAUCAUCUUGAUAGCCUCGACUUGUUUAAUUUAUCCCUGCAUUCACGAUUAUUGCUACACAAUCGGUACGGUUUGGAAAUGGUCCAAUUGAUCAAACACAUACCCCAUAAGUGGGGGAACCAACAGAGGGUGGGGAGGAGCUGUUUAUAAUUUCAAAAUAGGCUGGUAUUUUUGGAAGGCUUCAUAAUUAGAGAACCAAAAGCAACCGCAACAAGAAAUGAGCACAUAGUGAUUAUAUCAAACUGAAAUUAUAACCUAAUGAGUACAUACAUCCAUAUUAAUAGCCACAUCAAACAAUGUAUGCAAAUUAAGUCUAAAAGAGGAGUUUAGGUGAGUAAAUCGUGAUUUUGUGAUUCUGCUCUGAUGCAUCAAUGUGAUUGUUGGAGUUGAAGAUACUCCUGCAAUGAUAUAUUCAUAGAAUGAUUUGCCUCUAGAAUGAACACUCACUUAGUAAAGUUAUUGAACUAGAUAACUGAUUGGACUUAAAUAUUUUUUUCUAAGCUCCAGGAUUGUCCUUUGGGCAAUGAUAAUGUCGGCCAUUUUGUUCAUGUUUAUAACACUACACUGGCUUCGCUGUGUGGUCAGAGGAGUAGACAACCCAAUAGGAAACUGAUUUAGGUUCAAGUUCUAGUCAAUAAUAAAUGUUCUAAGACAAUAGCACAGCUACAGUAUAUCGCCUGUAGUCACACAUAACAGCAGUUUUCAUCUGUACCGUUCCCAUUAUGCCCUUGCUGGCCAAAUUACACAUAUUGUAACUAUUAACCCAUUCCCAACAUGUCAUCAUUAGCUCAGUGCGUUAUGCACUUAGUACAGUAUGCAUAACAGAGCUGUACACAAUCUUCAAUGUUAGCUAUCAUAACUAGUCAUACGUCUUCCAACUCCUGCCAUUUCCUUGAGUCCUAUACCUCUCCGUUCAGAAUUGGUUCAGGCGUAGAUUUGAGACACACUGACAUUCCCUGGCACUGUAUGUAUAAGUCCAGAGUUAUCGGUCGUUAGAGAACCAGUUUAUCUCCUUCAUUUCCCUCUCUCUCUCUCUCUCUCUCUCUCUCUCUCUCUCUCUCUCUCUCUCUCUCUUCCUGGCUCUGACAGAUUCAGAGCACUGCGAGAGAACAGUGUCCCUCGUCGGCAGAACUAAUUGGCAUGCAUUUCCGCCUCUGCUGAACUUUUGGGUUUUUUGGAAGAUAUUUACGCACUCAUUGGUACACACUGCACACUUGAAUGGGGCAUGUCAUAGUGCGCAUGUUAGGAUCGCAAUAAUAUCUUAUUAUGUGCUCUGAAUCUGAAGAGAGAAAACAUACUCUUAGAUGUUUCGGCAAUUUGAACAUAACAUAUAAACAGCAGCUUAUUGCAGAUAUGUUCAACUGGAUACCGUAACACACAAUAUUUCAAUAUUUCACAAAAUGAUGCAAUUUCACAAAGUCAGUCCGUUUUUUCCUCACUAACUGCUGUGCGGCAUUCAACCCACAUUCAAACUACCUCCUCCUCAUUCAUAGACAUGGUGUUAUCUUCUAGUCUAGAUACAGUUAGUCAUAUUUCUCAAAGUCAAAAGGUUUAUUUAGAACUGAUCUAGGAACAGAUGAGUCACACAAAGGCAUCAGUCACUGCCGCAUAGUCUGGGGGUGACGAUUAGACAAAUAGAAUCGGAGCCUCUAUUCUCACAAACUUCUGCUUUUGUUCAAACGAAGUAAAGUAGAAAGAUAUGGUACAGGGCAAAGGGACUACAAAGGAACUACAAUGAGCACUGUAAUGACGCUUACCAUCCAUGAGGAUGUUUUAUUUGAGGGUAUUUCUGCCAGGGAAUUGUCUAUGGGAAAGAUGAAUGCAAAGAAUUGAAGGCUAUAUUUUACGGGACAAAUUGCAUGGGAGAUCUAGACCAUUUACACAACGUAAGACAGUAACCCGGAAAUGUUAACUGCCAAAAGCUUUCAUAACAUCUUCAAAUCAAAUGGAGUUAAGCAGAAGAAUCUGGUCAACUUUGGUAUUAACAUGUUCUAUACUGUCAAGUGGUAAUUUGACCAUGUUAUGUUCAGGUCCAUUAUUGAAGUGUUAUGUUUUCGUUUGGAUGUCUAUGCUUCAAAACAAUGUCUAUGUUCGUACUGUUGCACACCGUCAGCUAGCAUCUGUACCUUGUGGAAUUGGGAGGGGAAAACAGCAUUCAGCUCAAAAGCAUUUGUAAAAUGUCAAAAGGAUUCCCCUUGAGAUGGUCAAUUUGGGACCCCCCCCCACCAAUUCCACCUCUUGAAUGUGAGCACACCAUUUCUAACAAUGCUAAAUUGACGUUUAUCCCAUUGAAUAAACAGAGUCAUCAUUGACCCACCUCACUGCUGCCGUCGUGAUAAACAAUGAUCAUGUCUGUUUCAAGCUUUGCUACUGUAGCCCAACUGUUUAACAACUUGCCCUAAUGAUCAUGUGAAUGUGUAUUGCUGUCAUUGCCUCGGCUGCAUCUGCCUGACUGAUACGUAUGUUCUCUCUCUCUCUUUUUCUCUCCCUCUAUUUCCCUCUUUCUCUCCCUCUAUUUCCCUCUUUCUCUCCCUCUAUUUCCCUCUUUCUCUUUCUCUCCCUCUGUCUCUAUCUGGCUGCUCCAGGGGCUAUGGCUAACCAUCUCAUAACUAAUGCUCUCCUCCGUCCCCAUGGCACUAACAAUCCCUAUAACACAUUGCUCGGGGAAUCGGCCGUCUAUAACAACCCAUCAGUGGGCAUGUACAACACGCAAGGUGUGCUAGCCUUCUUUUCAUUCCUUCAUGAAUGUCGCUAGACAUUACUUUUUUGCUACAGAAAUCUGCGUUUGUCUCCAAAAGACCUGCGUUUUCCCCAGCUGGAGGCUUUUGGCGGGACGGGGUGUAUGGUGGCUUCCCUUUGGGGCAUGCCAUUCCGUCACUAAUAAUUUUGUCACACUCAACUCAUUCAUGUGCCUCACUUGCCUGGCAUGCAUAAUUCAGUGUGGGGAAAUGGUGCAAUAAACCAAAACUAUUGGUACGGGACAUCAGCACGCCAAUUGGGAGCUGAAUACACCACCAGUCACAUUAUGUUUUGCUGCACUGUUGUCCAUGAACCUUGCUGUGGUUGUCCAUGAAGCUUGCUGUGGUUGUCCAUGAAGCUUGCUGUGGUUGUCCAUGAAGCUUGCUGUGGUUGUCCAUGAAGCUUGCUGUGUGCACUGCUGUGCCUAUUGUCUUAUGUCUGUUAUCUUGUAAGUGUUGCUGGUAGAUUGUUAAAUGAACAUCUUUGUUCUGUUAGUGCUCCCAAUCAAUGAUUAUAAUAUUUUAAAAAACACAGAAGCUGAGCUACUAAUGAAGUAGGAUAAACAACAUCACUUUUCUGCCUCUGGGAUCCUUUCCAAUAAGACAACAUGAUGUUAGCAAUUUUUAGGACACUAAAUGUAAGCCGCCUAACCUUCCUAAUUAUGCAAAUGGACAGUAUUCUAUUAGUACUUAUGUGCCUCAAAAUCUGUAAAGCAGUAUGUUUGCACAACCAGCAAAAAACAACAUCAAUGCACUACAAUACUGUUGUUUUGCAGCUCAUUAAAAAGAAGGCACAAAACAGUAGAUUUUUCUACCAAAGCUGUUCAAUAUGUUAAAAGUACACGUGUCAGGCAAAUUGUCUGAAAAUGUGACUGAACUAUAUUUAGUCAGAUCAAUACUGCUGAAAUAGCUAUUAUCGUCUUUCAAUUCUAAACUGUCAAAUAGGAGUUUUAUGGAGUAACUCCAGCAGAGCUAACUACUGUAUCAAUGAUGAACCCGUCCAAAUAGCACUCAGUAGUACUCACUAGAUCGUUAUGGCAAUAUCAAUAAAGUGAUACAUGUGAACCAAUCCACUAUUUUAAAUCGUACACAUUCUACAAGUCUAUCAUGACUUUGGCAUGUCAGUAGGAUAUAACUGUUCAAAUAUGGAUGAUUAUAGUAGAAUUGCUCAAAUGUUACCAAAGGAAAUGCAUGUAGGUUGCUAUAGGUGCAAUUUUAACACGUGACCUGCAAAGUUAAAGGGGAAGUGUAGGAUUUUACAACUUGUUGUCAGGUGGUUGCUCACCCGGAAAGUAGUCUAUGGGCCAGGAGAAACUAAAAUCCAUGGUUUGGUUUUCUCUAAACAGCCACUACAAACGUCAGCUAACUUUAGCCACCGCUUACAAAAAAUCAAUGGGUGUGAUAGGGGCAUGUGUUUGUUGGCAAUGGAGAUUACUAGCAUCAAAUGUAAUAACAAGAUUAAUACUGUACAUCAUAUAUGUAAACUCAUUUUCCCCCCUUGAAUAUACUGUGAUCAUAGUUUUUAAGAAAGUGUUAUCAAGUGCGCAUGGUGACAUCACACACGGGAUGUCAUUUCUGGACGCAUCAUCAACCCUGUGUGAACGUCUCUUCUACCUGUUACUGUUAUGCUUACUUGUUGUUUUCUUUCUUUCCUUUUCCUCAUGCUGUCCAUAAGACCCCUACAGAGAGACAAGUAUGGGAGUCAAACUAAACAUUGCUUACCAAAUGUAAUUGACCUUAGCUUUACUUUCUUUUCACUCUAUGCUGACAAAGGGGGAAUGAGAAAACUGUCAUCUUAUUUGGAAGUAGAAAUCCAAUUUCAUAAACACAGGUCUUCCUCUGACUAAUAGAAAUGUUAGUCAAUGUAAAUUUAAGUUUGAAUACUAUUGUUCAUUGGACAAUGUUCAAUGAACUAUUCCAAAAAUUAUAAACUACUUCUGGAGAAUGUCGAUCAAAUAUAUUCACAAAGGAGAUGCCUUGAAAGAACUUAAUAUCUUAUGCAAAUCGAUCAGCCCCAAGGAGCAUCCAUUUGAUAGAAUAAGAUCCAGAGGAGGCUGGUGGGAGGAGCCAUAGGAGGACAGGAUCAUUGUAAUGGCUGGAAUGGAAUUCAUGGAGUCAAAUAUGGUUUCCAUAUGUUUGAUGUGUUUAAUACCAUUCCAUUUAUUCCAUUCCAGCCAUUACAAUGAGCCUUUCCUCCUAUAGCUCCUCCCACCAGCCUCCUCUGAUAAGAUCUCAUUGUCACGAAUAGCUGACAUCAUUGUAAUCCAUAAUGUAAGAUUAAAUUGGCCAAAGUAGCCGGCAUGCUCCUGGUCCUAAGAUAUCGGAUUAAUCUCAAAUCUUGGUCAAUCAAGAUCCAAUGCCAAUCUUGGAACUUGGUCACCACCAGCAUAUGUUACUGUUUUAAAUGAAUACAAGUUGAACUGCACUUUGGAGAAAACAAAGGUCAAACCUACAUACAGUUUUUGCAACAACUAAAAAGGAGGGGAAAGGCUUAACUUUAGAUGUUCCUCUUUCAAACGCAUUUUAACUAGCCUGAAGACCUUGUGUGAGGCUGAAUGUUGACAUUUUCCAAAUUUGCAUUGACGUAUCCCUAUAAGACACAGUGGAAAUUUUACUAUUAAAAAUCCAUACUUUCUCUGCAUGAGAGAACAGAAAGUCCUUUCCUAAUGUAUACCUGUAAAGUUGACCCCUUAUUACCAUAUCCUCUAUGGCCUAUAUUUAUCAUUGCAGAGUCAGUAAGUUUACCAUGAACUUUCUUUCUAUUUUAGUCUAUGGCCAACUCCAUUUAAAGAUUAAGCUUUCUUAAAGGUAGACUCAGCAGUAUGACAUCAUCAUGGUAACAGACAUAAAAAACAACACAAUUCAAAUAUGCCAAGACUGCUACUAUUGGCUCUUCCCUAUUUGCCCCACCCUCAAUCCCCAUUGCCCACAUUGUGGCAGAUUUAAAUGUUGUUUUUGUUGAUGGCUGUAGGCAGGAAGUUGCCCCCAGUGUAUUAAUAUGGCAUAUUGCUGAGUGUACCUUUAAAUAGGGGAUAAUAUGACUGGGGUCCAAAUGUAUAGACAGAGCUGUAGGUAGUGUAUCUCGCUCUUAAAACAAAAUGCAUGGCUGUGGUUUGUUGUUGUUGAGUGUAUGUGCCUAAAGCUUUACAUGUUGUCGAUUGUCACACGUAUAUAAAUGUUUUCAUGUUUGGACAAAGUUAUUCCCAACUACAUCACAACACAAGCCAAACAGAGAGGAUCAUGAUAGAAAUGUAGAUUCCAUUACAAGAACAAUUUGAGUUUAUAAUUUUACUCAAUGUGUGCUGCGUGUGUAAAGGUAAGUGUAUCUUGUAUUGACUGGCUAUGUUAAAGCAUUUAGACAAUCUUGCAGUUAGUGAACAUAUAUAUACACAACACAAAAUUGAAGUGAAAAAUGUUGAACUAGUCCUAGAUAUCACAAUCUGUGAGCCACCCUGAAGGUUGCACAACACAUUAAAAGAAAGGAGAUAGUUUUGGCAGGCCUAAUGUGUGCAUGAACACGUCCAAGCGGCUGACAUUUAGCCAUUCUAAUGAGCGACCGCUACUUCCGUCCCUCUCAUAUUAGCUUUCCUCCUCUUUUCCUCUUUGUCCCACAGAGGGAAUCCUGAACAAUGCCCGGGAUACAAGUGUCAUGGAUACUCUACCACUGAAUGGUAACCAUGGCAACAGCUACAGCAUCGCCAGCGCCGAGUACAUGAGCGACUGUGUCCAGAUCAUCGACCGGGGCUACAACCACAAGGAGACCACGCUGGAGAAGAAGAUCCUGAAAGAGCUGACCUCCAAUUACAUCCCCUCCUAUCUGAACAAUCACGAGCAAAACCGCAACCUCAUGAACAAGCUGGUGAACAAUGUGAGCAACGGAGGCAAGGAUGUUGGUCUGAUGGGGAUGGGUGUAGGGAUGGGGAUGAAUGUGGCACUGGGCUUGGACGAUCAAUCUUCCUUCCCCCCGCACCUCCACGAUGAGGGUCUGGGCCUGGAGUUGAUUCGGGAGGAGUCCAACGCCCCCCUUCUGCCCCAGAGACCCCCUUUGCUGCCGCCCGUGGACAACCUCCACCACAACCACCUCCACAACCAGGGCCCGCCGCAUCAGCCUCCGCUCCCCCACCACCACCACCCAGCCUUCUCCUCGGCCACCACCACCUCAUCCUCGUCCCGCCGGCGGAUCCCACAGGAAAACAGCGAGAGCUUCUUCCCCCUGCUCACCAACGAGAACACCCAGGACGUGGAGCCCAUUUCGCCCAGCCCCCACCCCCACCACCUGCACCACCACAUGGACUCCCUCUACACCAGCAUGCCCGUGCUGGCAGGCCUACCGGAUACCACAGCCAUCGGCACCACCACUGCCCCCCUCGCUGAUAAAGAUGCCGGAGAGGGCCACCCGGCAGGGGGCAAGAGCCCAGAGGCCAGCCAGGACGACGUCUACUACAAGAGCAUGCCCAACCUGGGCUCACGUAACCACCUGCACCAGCUACACUCCUACUACCAGCUGGGGAGGGGCAGCAGCGACGGGUUCAUCGUGCCCCCCAACAAGGAGGAUCUGUCCCCUGAAGAGGCCCCCCAGGAGCCCUCUCACCUGGUCACGAGCCUAUAG